CAGUCAGUGGAACACGCUUCUGUUCGAAAACCAUCCGUUCGUCUCAUUGGAAGCGGUGUUCGGUAAACUAAUAAAAGCACCGCGGUAUUUAAGUAAAAGGGGAAAAGAAAAAUAAAUUUGUUUUCCGGGAAACGCGAGCAACGGUUUGUUUGAGUCGAUUUAUAUUCACCGAAAAAGGAACUUGAAGGGGAACAUUCGAAUUUGUGAGUGUAUUGUUUGUUAUUGUUCAAUCCGAUUGGAACUUCUUUAUGGAAACAAAGUGUAGAAAAUGAUUUUAAAGAAUAUGACGGUUUGAAAGAAUAAAGUACAAAAAAAUGUCGGGACCAGGAGGUCGCGGAAGUGGAAGAUCUCCACAUCAUUUUAGACCUCCUUCUCCGUACGCACCGUCGCCUCCGCCAAGACUAGGAGGCCCCGAUUAUGGAGCCAGACCAUCGAUGCCUUGCCCAAGACCUAGAUGGCCAGCUUCUAUCCCAAGGGCUCCAUCCCCGGUUGUUAAUCAAGGUCCCAAACCAUUCAGAUUACCAAUGCAUCCACCAUCGCCCGCUCCUAUGAGAUGUGCUUCACCAGAUUAUUAUCGAGGAAUGUCACCUUAUGAAACAUCUCACAGAAUUCUUUCCCCGAUUUCAAUUUCUUCUCCAGAAGUAAGUUCUGCUGGGAGAGUUGAGUACGAGUUCGUGGGUAUGCCAUUAGAACCACCGCCGUUACCGCAACACUACGACCCAGACGAAGAGGAUUCUGGUCCGUCCACUGCGGAGAUAAUCGCAAACCAGUCUCAGGACUACGUCGACGAAAAAUUGGCAGAGUACCAAGCGACUAUUUACCAGCUGCAAGAUGAACAGGAAAGAGUGCAAAAGAAAACUUUUGUAAACUGGAUCAAUUCUUAUUUAUCUAAGCAUGUUCCACCGCUUAAGGUUGAAGAUUUGAUCGAGGAUUUACGAGAUGGCACAAAAUUGUUAGCUCUUUUAGAGGUUUUAUCUGGGGAGAAAUUGCCUGUUGAAAGAGGUAGAGUACUACGCAGACCACAUUUUUUGAGCAACCAUAACACCGCCCUACAAUUUUUACAAACCAAGAGAAUUAAAUUGGUUAACAUCAAUUCAAGUGAUUUGGUCGAUGGUAGACCACCGAUUGUUCUUGGACUUAUCUGGACUAUUAUAUUAUACUUCCAGAUUGAAGAAAAUAGCCGUGCUUUGGAGUAUUUAACACAUUGGGAGAGUACUAGCAGUUUGGAGAGUGCUGGUACAACCUCCUCAAUUGCCAAGGAUAAAUGGAAACAAGGAGCGAGGAAGACUUUAUUACAAUGGGUUUCAAAUGCUUUACCAAGCGAUGCUGGGAUAGAGGUAAAAGAUUUCGGAGCCAGUUGGCGCGAUGGUGUUGCAUUCUUAGCGUUAAUCGAUGCCAUAAAAGCCAAUUUAAUAAACCUCGCUGAAAUGAGAAAAGAAUCUAACAGAGCCCGUUUAGAAACUGCCUUUGACGUAGCCGAAUCCCAAUUAGGAAUCGCUCGUUUACUAGACCCCGAAGAUGUUGACGUUCCUAAACCUGAUGAACGUUCCAUUAUGACUUACGUUGCCCAAUUUUUACACAAAUACCCCGAACCUAAAGGCCCAUCAUCCGAUGCCUUCACCACGCUUCAAGAAAAAUACAAUGAGUUAUUGUCGUGGUUGUUGAAAAAGACACAAUACUUGGAACAUUUACAACACACGAAUUCAUUACCUCUGAAUUUCGAUACUUAUUUAGCGUUUAAACAAGAAGUUGAUGAAAAAGAAGUGACUUUUAAUAGACUGAGGAAUAUUGUUGAGUCUCAAAGCUUAGUGUCUAUUACUAGGGAAUCUUGGAUUGAAUUAGAUCGUCUUUGGUCUUUGUUACAAUUCCAAUUGUUACAAUGGUUGUGGUUGUUGGAUUCUAAGUUGCCCGGCGAUUUUAAGUUUGUUGGCGAAUGGUUGGCCAAAGCUGAGAGAUUAUUAAACGAUAACGAAAUCCCUGAUGUUAUGAAUGAAGAAACUGCUGCUAUAAUUAGCAGAAAACUUGAGGAACAUAAAGCGUUCUUCCUAGAUCUUCCGACUGUACAAAACAAAUUUUUGCAAGCCUACAAUAGCCCGUUGGCGAGAGAAGUGCCUUCCGCUCAGCUGAGCAACAUGCAUAAGAGACUGAACGAUGUUGGACCUAAAGCAGCUCAAAGAAGAGUUAAACUCAAGUUCCUUGAGCACAAAUGCUGCCUAAUCGCAUUUUUGCAGCUAACCGAAAUGAAAUUAAAAAGCUGGACUUCAAAGUAUGAGAGUUUGGAUAAAGUUGUCCAACAUUUGGAGCAAUACAGAAAUUUCGUUUCCAAAAAUCACAUUUUCCAAGAGUUUAAUAAAGCCUUCAUCGAUAUGGAGGCGGUUAUUGAAGAAUAUAAACGCGAUGGAAACAUUUCUAAACGAGAAUCAUCCGAUGUGGAUAAAUUUAUAAGUAACAUUGGUGAACGCUGGAAAGGAGUUUCCAUGGAAUUACGCUGCGUUCAAUCAAUGCUCGAAGAAGUAGUUGCCCAUUGGAGAAGAUGGAACUCCGCAUCCGUUGAGUUCGAAAAUUGGUUAAAUAAAGCAGAACAUGCAAUUACUUUGCCUGAGGAGCAAUGCAUGGAGUUCUUCCAGGAUAUUUCCGUUUGGAAAGCUAACUACCAAUUACUUGGGGAUACCGUUAGUUUCCUUAUUGCUACAUGUGAAAAUAAAGUCGCCAUGGAAAUGAGGGACCAAUACACAAAAAUGACCGAAAGAUGGGAAAAAUUAUACCCGAUUGUUAACCGAUAUAGUCACGCCGGCGAUAUACUAAGAAAUCGCAAAGACUUUAGAGCGGGAAUAGAAGUUUUAACCAACUGGUUACAAAAAGCAGAAGGAAUCUUAAACAAUCAAGAACUUGAAUCAACAGAAAAGAUAAAAUUACACUUGGAGAAAUUACAAGGUUUACAAGGAGAGGUUGAAUCUACCGAAAAUCUCUUCAAAAAUAUCAGCAAAACUUUCCAAACAUUAAUCCAAGAUUUAUCGCGAGACGAAGUUGACCGAAUGAUGGGAACCUUAAAGAAUCAAAAAGAAAGUUUAGUUAAAAUUCGGGCAUUAAUUCCAAUGCAAAUUCAUUUAUUCAAUCAAUUAUUGGUCCAACAACAAUCGUUAGAAUCGGGCCAAAAAGAAAUAAAUCAAUGGCUUGAUGAUGCCGAAUCUUUAUUAAGCAGCUUAGUUUUAACUCCAAAUAGAGACGAAUUAACCCAACAAUUAGACACUCACAAAAAAUUCUUCACAAGAACAUUAUACUAUAAAUCAAUGCUUGAAAGCAAGAACAAAGUGUUAAGAAACAUAAUCAAAGCUGUUGAUCAAACGAGCAAUGUUGAUGUUGAAAAGAUUAAUUCAAAAAUGGAACAAUUAAACGACAGAUUUGCUUAUGUAACCCAAAACGCCCAACUUUGGGAACAAAAACUACAAGAUACCAUACGAUGCUUGUUUAAUUUUAAAGAAAGCGAACGAGUAAUCGCAGACUGGUUGAAUAAAGCAGAACAACUAAUUGCUGAAACAAGAAUCGAUACCAAACAAGCCGUUGAAAUGCACAAAUCCUUUUUUGAAAGAGUCAACGAAAGAUGGAUUCAUGAAUUGGUCCAAAACGCCCAAGAUUUAUGUAAGUGUCUUCCAAACGAAGAACGUCCUCCAAUAAUUGAAUCGGUUGAAGCUCUCCAAAAGAAAUGGAAAGAAAUUCUUUCAUUUGCACCUCUUCACUUGAUGAGACUCGAAUUUAGAUUGGACGAAACCACAUUUGGCUACUACAUAAAGAAAAUUGAAAACGAAAUUAAAGUUGAGCAAGUAGCGUUAAGUAAAAAUGAAAAUGUUGACGCUAUUACAGCUAAAAAUAAAGAAUUUUUCGCACCGGAUGGAGCUUUAUUAGAAACGAGAAAGUGUUUGGAAGGGCUCAAGACCAUCGCGAAAAACUACGCUCAAUAUCAACCAGGGGAUAAAGUUCUUCAAGAAGCUUGCGAAAAAGCUGAAGUGAAAUGGAAGUCUAUCCACGCUAAGAUGAAGAGCUUGCAAGAUCAGCUUGAGCAUAUUCCAGAACAAUGGAGCAAUUACCACGACAGAUUUGCCAAGAUGGAAUCUUGGAUGAAUGGUGUUGAUGAUGUAGUGGGAAAUCUUUUCAAAAAUGUUGCUUCCAUUGAACAAUUUGAAGACGAAAAGAAUUUCUUCCAAAAAAUAUGUCAAGACGCAGAUGCCAAACGCGAAGAAGUUAAAUGGUUAGUUCAAACCUUAGAUUUCUUAACUUCACAUUGUUCAGAAUCACAAGCUCUAACAGAACAAACCAAAUUAGAAGCUUUGAUUUUGCGCUAUAAAAAUUUAUUGCCAAACUUGGAAGUAUCCAUGGUGAAGACUGAUGUAUUGACAAAAUGCUAUGUAUACAGACGCGAAGUAUACGAAGUAUGCGAAUUACUAACUAAAGUUAAAGAGCAAACCAAAAGAGAACCAAUUCCAGAAAACUUGGAAAUAAUCCAUCAAUUGAUUAAGCAACAAGAAGUUGCCGUACAGCAAUUAGAUUUGCAACGUUCAAACAUUAUGUCGAUGUUACAAAAAGGUAGAGAACUAGCCAAAGAAGAGCACGCCCCGAAAUUCGUAGAAGAUAACGCCAAUGUACUAGAGUUGGAAUGGAACAAUACCUUUGAAGGUUCCGUUGAUAGAUUGAGAAAAUUAAAACACACUCAAAAUUUGUGGAGUAAUUAUUCGGAACAAAAACAAGAAAUUGUUACUUUGUUAGCCCAAGCCGAAAACGACUUAAAGAAAAUAUCAAGUAAACACUACGAUUAUAGCAACCUCCCAGCUGAGCUUCAAGCGAAACAAAAUAUGAGUAUUCAUCUUAGAGAAACAACCGAGGAAAUGUUAAGAAGAUUGCGAGAUUUAUGCGAUAACUUAAUGAAGAUUACUCCACCAGAAAAGAAACCUGCGCUACAAAAAGAAGUACAUGAUAUCGAACAACGUUUACACACAACAUUAGUUAACGUUGACGAGCACGUUGUAUUUUUAGAACAAGUUACCACUAAAUGGGGACACUUCCAACAUAGAAUUUUUGAGCUCCAAAACUGGACUGUGCAAAAUGCUCCAAAACUUUUAACAAUAACUCAAGAAUUCGAUGCAGCCCCAGAAGAACGAGCUGUCACAGCAACAUUACUCAAAUCACAAUUAGCAGAAAAGAUCAACUUACUUGAAGAUGUCCAAAAAGAAGCAUCUGAAUUAAUGCCAGAUGAAACGGAUAGUGCUGACACUCAAAAAAUUAAAGCUGAAUUAGCAGCUUUAAAACACAAUGUAUAUGCGCUAAACACCAGCGUUGAACAACAAGUUGUUACCGUUAAUAGGGAUCUUGAGCAUUAUAAGUUGUGCCAAACUAUUCUUCACGAAAUAAAUCCAUGGGUUGAAGUUGCAGAAUCGAAAAUAUCAUCAGGGUUAGGAAAACCAGCAACAUUACAAGAAGCUGAAUGCAUGCAUAAAGAACUAGAACAAUUUGCAAUUGAAUAUGAUCAAAAUUUGCAAAAACUUCGCGGAGCUAUCGAUUUAAGUCAUCAUAUCGAAUCCAAAACAACAGCACCCGAAGAAAUUAACGCUAUGAGAUCUAGGUUUUCUGUGGUUGAAAGUGCCAAAGCACAGAAUGCGAAAAAAUUAGAAAAAUUGAUUGCUAACUGGAAGGAAUUUAACACCAACGCGGAUAAUAUAAAAACUUGGAUUCAAGACAAAGAGAAACUUGUAGCAGAAAGCCAAAUCAAUUUAGAUACCCCGGUUACAGAAAAAUUGGAAAGAGAAUUAGCUAAAUUGAAAAGUCUUGGUAAUGAAGUAUCAGAACAGCAUGCUAAAUUAAUCACAUUAACGCAAGCUUCUGAUUCAAUCAGUCAUAAUUUAACACCAGAAGGAGCCAGCGGGGUUAAACUUACCGUUCAUGAAUUGAAGGAAAAAAUUCUUAGAUUAGCCGAUAAUAUACGAAAGAGAAUCAAUAGCGUGUCUGAUGCAAUUCUCGCACGUCACGAAUUCCAAACUACAUUAUCAAACUUUACCACUUGGGUAAACCAAAUGAACACCAAUGUUGAUCAAAUUGAUAGUAUCAGAACUGAUAAAAUUGAACAAGUUUUGAAUACACUCCACGAGAUGCAUCAGGAAUAUUCCGAACGCGAACCUGCUUUCGUUUCCAUCUACGAAGAAGUAAAACGACUUAAUUUGAUGAAUACAGCCAAAGAAAAUGAACCGCUAAAUCAAGAAUAUAGUUACAUGGUGGAUAAUUAUCAAAAAAUUGAAACAAAGUUGAGACAUAAAAAGGAAGGAUUGGAAAAGUGGAAAGAACUCCUUAAUUGGCAUCAUGAUACCGACCAACAAUUAUCCCACAUCAAGUAUAAUGUUGAAAGCCAAAAACCAAAUGUAUCAACAUUAAAGCAACACAUAAACGAAAUUGAUGCUAUAAUUACUAAAGUGAUUGCAUGCAAGAAAACAGCAUCGGACAUUGAUAAAUAUAAGGAAGUAAUAAUUUUAGACAAAACAUCCGAAAAUCAAAUAACUGCAGAACAACUCGUAAGAGAAAUUGAAAUCAAAUCGAUUAACCUUAAAUCGCAUUUAUCAGAUAAAGUGAAAGGUUUAGAAGAAAUGGAUGUAAGGUGGAAGAAAUUAAAAGAUUUACAACACCAAAUAUAUGUUAACAUUGAAAAUUUACAACAUGCAUUGGCUCACGUUUACGAUAAUGUAAUAACACCAACCGAUUUAGAAGCGGUCAUCGAUAAGUUAAGCAACGUUUUAGAGAUGCACCUCCUCAAAAUUGAUCUUAAAGACAAAUUACAAAAAGAAGGUCAUUUAUUGAUUAAGGACGAUGUGCAACAAGCUACCGUAAUUCAAAAUAUUCUUUCCACAGUUGAAGCUAAUUGGAAUAAAUUCCAAGAUAAUAUUCGUCAACAAAAACUCACGUGCUCAGAACUAUUAAAUAAUUGGAAAGAUUUCUUAGACGAUAAAGAUAAAAUUCAAAAUGACUUAAUCAAAAUAGUGGAGAAUUGCGAAAGUAUUCAAACACCUAACGAUUCCAUACAAGCAAAUUUAAAUAAUGAGAAAAGUAAGAAAGCAUUGGAAGCAAUUAGGAGGGUUAAAAUUGUUUUAGAUAAACUAGACGUCAAGACAGAUCAACUUAUCAAAAGUGCUGAGCUUGUUCCUCAAAUAGAAAAGAAUGUAAAAGAUGAAUUAAGAAAAACGCAUGAUGAUUGGUCUAAAGCCUACGAAAAGGUUUUGAAAUUGUCACAAAUGACGGAAUCACAAAAUGUCAUUUGGAAAAACUUGGAUGAAACUAAGAAUAAGAUAACUCAAUGGCUUACCCAUCAAAACUCUUGUAUUUUAAGCGCUUUGGAGAAACCAAACGAAGUCGAAAUAGCUCAACACGUUUUAGCGAAAUACCGAGAAGAAUUACCAGCUAAUUUAAGCCUAAAACAAAGCAUCCCAAAUAAAUGCAAACAACUAUUAAAAUUAAACGAAAAAGAUGAACAACCAUCCUUAACAUCUCUAAUGAAGGUAAUUGAUGAUGAGUUCGAAGAGGUUAAUAAAAACGCCGAAAAGCUUGAUUUAGCAACAUCGCUUUUUGGAGAGAAAGAAAAAGCUGUUAGAACGAACAUUAAAGAUGUUAACAAUCAAAUUUCAACGAUACGAGAAAACAUUAUUAAAUGCGAGGAUUUAAGCGGGGAAAAUACGCAGAUUUUAGAACGAUUACAAACUUGUCAAGUUUUAAAACGAGAAUUAUGCUCAUGUGAGCCUAAAAUUAAAAACAUCGAACAAAACAUUCAAGAAUUAAAAAAUAAUUACCCAACGGUUCUCGAAAGCGGAUUACCGAAAGAACAUCAAAACCUUAAAAAACGAUACGAUGGUUUACUCAUUCACGCAAACAAAAUUGAGGCAUCAUUGCUUGGUUUCUUGAAAAAGUUCCACAACGAAAAGUACGCCGCUUUAAACAGAAUUAUUCAAACGCAAAAAGAAAAGGUGCAAUGGUGUUUACCUGAACCCACCAGUGACAGAUACAACUUAGAAGUAAAAUUGAGUACUUUAGCCCCUAUUCAAGCCGCUUUACUUGAUUGUGAUAAAAGAAAAGCAGAAUUAGAACAAUCAUUAAAGGUGUUGGAAGGAAUUGAAUCCCCCGAAUCAAUUAAAUUACUCGCAGCUGAAAAAGGUCGUUUACUAUCCGAACUCGACACCUUAAAACAAAGUUAUUCAAACACCAAGAAGACGUUAGAAGAACAUAUCAAAUUAUUUGAAAAACACGAAGAUUUAUCACAAAAAGUUUCAAUAUGGUUAAAAGACGUUGAGAAUCGCGUUCGGGUUGAAAACACAACUCAAAUUGAUUUGGAUCACGUGGACGAUAAAAUCAUUGAAAUCGAAAAAUUACUUCAAUCAGUAACGCAACAUCAAAAUGAAUUCAAAAAUUUAACCGAAUUAUCUAACCAGAUUAUCGAAAAAUUACCUGAAUCUAGAGUCGCCCAAUAUGCGCAACAUUUAAAUACGAGGUAUCAAGCAAUCAUUAAAUUUUUAUCUAAUUACAUCGAAAAAUUAAACGAGUUAAAUAACUUUAAAAAAUUAUACAAAGAUAGUAUCGGCGAUGUGGAAAAUUGGUUGGUACAAGCCCAAGAAAAAGUGCAAUCUUUUAAGGAAUACACAGCGAAAUCCUCAAGGCCCAAUCAAUCUACUUUGAACGAGUUGAAGAAAUUUGCUGCCGAACGAGAACGAGGGCAACAACUAUUAAAUAGAGCGGUAGAAAACGGAGAAGCGCUAUUUUCUGGAAUAACGUCGGAAAAUCGCGAAGCAAUUCGCGCGGAAUUAAGAGGAUUGCGAGAUAAAUCAGAAACUUUAAUCGAUGAAGUAAACGCCAUUUACAAACAAGUUGAGAAUAUUUUGAUGAAACGACAUUCUUUCGAUGAUAGUUUGGCGCAAGUUAGAAUUUGGUUAGAAGAUGCGCAACAUAAAAUUAAAGACUAUAAAUUAGAUGAGAAUCUAACGAAAAAGAAACAAACUUUACACGAUUAUAACGCUUUAGCCACCGACAUAAAUUUACAUAAAAAUAUUCUUGAGCAUUUAAAAGAAAAAACGGUUCAAUUAGGUGAUUCAGAAGCAGAUGUAAAAUUAGAAGAAAUUUAUGCUCAAUAUAAUGAAUUAGCAAAGAAAGCGAAUGAAUGCGUUGAAAAAUGGGCGGAUUAUGUGAAUAAUCACGAAAUUUACAUCCAAGUAUUAGAAAAAUGUAGAGAUUGGUUAAGUGCUUUAUCAGCUGAAGCUACUUUGUUGGUAGACGAAAUCUCCACCCAAGCUUCCGACGCUAAAAUGAUCGUAGUUGAAAAUUUAUUAGCCCAAAAAGAAGAAGGCGACAGAAUUAUAAGAUCUUGUAAAGACCAACUUGAUGUGGUUUUAGACCAAACAGCUCCAGAAGGACACCCAGCUUUAAUCAAAGCUUAUGAAGACCAAGUUGGCGCAUGGAACAAAUUUUUGAGCAUGUGUUCAGAAGCGCACAUAAAACUAAACGAACUAUUUGGACAAUACGCCGAAUUCAAAGCUAAUUUGGACGAAUUAGAAGCAUGGAUUAAACAAAAAGAAAAUCAAGUUAAAGACCAAAGUCUUAAAAAUACACUAAAAGCUAAAGAGGCUCAUUUAGAAAAACUUCUUGCAUUAGAAAAAGAAAUUUUAUCAAAAUCAAAUGACGUUAAGAAAGCUGCUGAUUUAGUUAACACCAUUGAUGACACAAAUUUCAUUGAAAAAGUUUCAAACUUAGUAACAAGAUAUGAAUCAUUAAUUAAUAUUUCAAAAGAAAAUAUACAUAAAUAUGAAUCGUUUAUUAAAGACCAUAAAAACUUUAAUGAAAAUUACAACGAAUUGAUUGAGUGGUUAACCCAGAAAAAAGAUGAAUUACAAGAUUUGAGUCAUAUUGUAGGCGAUGUCCAAGUUUUGCAAGACCGUCAAGAAAAAAUUAAAGAAUUAAUCGAUAUGCGAAAUCGACGAAGUGAAGAAUUUGAAAAUCUUAUUCAAAAUGGUGAGAAAUUAUACUCGCACACAUCACCAGAAGGAAGAGAAAUUAUUAGGCAACAAUUGAGAAAUAUCAGAACUAUUUGGGAUGGUUUCACCGAUGAUUUACAAGGCGUUAAGAACAAAUUAGAACAAUGUUUGACACAAUUCGCCGAUUUUUCAACAGCCCAAGAAGAAUUAACCAGAUGGUUACGAGAUGUCGAAAAAGCUAUGCUACAACACAACAAAUUAAAUAACACUCUACAAGAAAAACGAGCACAACUUCAAAACCACAAAAUUAUGAACCAAGAGAUAACUUCACAUCAAACUUUAGUUGAAAACGUUUGCGAAAAAGCUCAACAUUUAGUCGAUCAAACAUCAGAUAAAUCACUUAACGUUUAUCUUCAAUCAAUUAAGCAACUAUUUCAAAGUAUAGUCGAAAAAAGUCAAGAUCUACUCACAAACUUAGGCGACUGCGUUGAUAAACAUAACGAAUUCAACAAUAAAGUUAACGCGUUUAAAAAUUGGCUAAACAAAGAAAUUGAACAAAUUCAAGAACUAAACGAUAUAACCGGCGAAAAAGGAGAUAUAAACACAAAAUUAUUCACACUAAAAAUGAUUAAAAACAACGAAGUUGAAGGAAAUCGAUUAUUGGACGAUUUAAAACAACAACUAACACUUGUUGCUAAAAGUACAGCACCUAAAGGAGUGGAAGAAUUAAAAAUUGAACUCCAAAACCUUCAAGACUCAAUGACACAACAUUACGCAGAAACCGAUAAAGUUAUUGAAAAAUUGGAAUCUAUGGUGAUAUUAUGGCAAGAUUUCGAGGAUAAAAAUAAAUCCAUAAAUGACUGGUUAAAGACAAUAGAAACGAAAUUGCGUUCUAAACCAUUACAAUCAACUUUGGCGGAAAAACAAGAACAUCUUGAAACAAUUCUUGCUGAGAAAAAUGAAAUAUUAGGAAAAGAAAAGGAAAUUGAUGCCUUCGUGGAUAGUUCGCAUGCUUUGAUUCAAAAAUCAGAAGUGCAACGAAUCAAACCUUUAAUUUCUCAAAUAUCGGCACGUUAUCAUAAUUUGUUGGUACAAAGUAAAGAUGCAGCCACAAAAUGGCAGGAAAUGGUGGAUAAUCACCGAAAGUAUCAAGAAAAACUAGAUGAAACAUCGAAAUGGUUGCAACCAUUAGAGGAACAUUUAAAAUCGUUGCAAAGUGGGGAUUUAGUAAACGAUGUUCAAGCUACAAGUAACAUUUUGCAGUUAUUAUUAACUGAAAGAGAACAAGGUGAUCAUAAGAUUAAUUCUUUAACGAUGAUCGGCGAACAACUAUUUCCAUACACCGAAGCUAAAGGAAGAGAAAUAAUAAGAAACACUUUAAGGAAUAUUAGAGAACGUUGGGAUGUUUUAGAGGAAGGUAUUAAGGAGCAACAGAAAUUACAAGAUGCCCAAUCAACGAAUAUGUCGAUGUAUCAAGACAUUCUUCAGCAAGUCAUCGCUUGGUUGGAUUCGAUGGAAAAAGUUCUUCAUGGGGAACCAUCCACCUGGACAACAAUGCAAGAAAUUAAAGUAAAAUUACUUAAAUUUAAAACUACGUUACAAGAAAUUAUAUCCCACAAAAAAGUGGUUGAUGGUGUAACGGAAAAAGGUCGAGCAGUCGUAAAAUUAAUUAGCAACAAAGAACAAACAGCUGAAGUACUAUCAAACAUUUCCACCAUCAACAAACGAUAUAAAAAUCUUCAACAAAAAUGCGAGGAUAUAAUCAAACAAUUUGAAAACUCAAUCGAAAUCUAUCAACAAUUUUACGAUCUUCAAAAAGAACAUCAAGAAUAUCAGAAAAUACUUUGGGAUAAAUUAUCGAUGUAUUCCGACCAUACCGGAAACAAACAAAUUCUUCAAAACAAUUUGGCUAAAAUUAACGAAAUUAAAGAUUUAUUAACCGAUAAUAAAUUAAAAGAUCUUGAAGAACACGUCGAAACGAAAGCCACUAUUCUUCCUGCAAGAAUUCAGGAAGGAAUGCAAAGAGAUAUCGCCAAUUUAAAAUACGAUUUUGAUAAAUUUGUCGCUUCACAUGAAAAUGUAACCUAUGAAUUAGAAGAAAAGUUGAAGCAAUGGAAUGAAUAUGAGAAUGCAAUGGAUCGAUUGUUGACUUGGUUAGGCGAAGCGGAAUUAACGUUGAAAAAUUUCGUUCUUCAAAAUACACUGGAAGAGAAACAAGAACAGCUAGAUAAAUAUCAAGUACUGGCUAAAAUUAUUGAUUCUCACAGCCACGAACUAAAGGAAUCUAUUAUUCUGAGUGAUCAUUUGGAGCAAGCAUUAAUACUCAGUUUAAGACAAACCGAAACUGAAUUGGAUAAACUAUCAGAUGAAUCUACGGAACUUGUUCAAACUAGUGGAGAUACACACAUUUCAGUCAACAUGCAACAAAUAACUUCCCGAUUUCAAUCAGUACAAAGUACCACAAAAGAAAUUGUGAAAAAAUGUGAACAAGCAGUAAAUGAUCAUAAACAAUACAAUGAGAAGUAUCGGCAAUGUACUGAUUGGAUAGCAGCAACUCAAGCAAGAUUUAACGCGUGUAAAGAAAGCAUUAAAACUGGUACUCAAAAUGUAUUAGCAGAACAAUUAAAAGUGAUAGAAGAGCUACUUUCCCAACAAACCAGCGCUAACUUGCUUCUCAAUAAUACGAUUGAGUUAGGUGAAAAAUUAUAUUCUACAACUGCUGCUCAAGGUCGCGAAAUUAUUAAUCAACAACUUCAAAAUCUUCAACAAGCUUUCGAAGGAUUAUUUGAUAACAUAAGCAGCACUGAAAGAGAUUUCAAAGCUAAAUUAAGUAGAUGGAUUGGAUUUGAUGAAUCAGUGGAAAGUAUUAAACAGUGGUUGAAAACCAUCGAACAACAAUUACCACAAGAACUUAUUUUACGUGAAACCCUUGAAGAGAAACAACAUCAAUUACAAGCUUAUCGUAACUUAUUAUACGACGCUGUAACUCACCAACAAGAUAUUGUUGAUCUUCGCGAUAAAGUCGAUAGUUUACCAGAUAAAAACGAAAAAAUCGAUCAACAACUUGGUAUUAUUACGGAACAACACUCUAAAAUAUUAAAACGAGGCCAAAGAUUUGUGGAAAAAUACGAAACUUUUGUCAGCGAUCAUCAACAAUUUAAUAAAGGAAUUUCCGAGACUGAAGAUUGGAUUGUUGAUCUUCAAAACAACGUGAUUCUUUGGGGCGAUACCGAUGUUGAGAGAAUCACAUUAUGCUCCAACUUAGAGAGAUUAAAGAAUUUGUAUUCUACAUUACCAGAAGAAACAAUAAGAAUAACAUCAAUAAAACAUCUUUCAGAUAAAGUAAUCGCUGGCACUAAAGAUACUGGGCAACCCAGCAUUAGAUCGCAAUCAGAUAGCCUUCAACAAGAAUGGGCAAAAUUAAUGUCCUCUUUAGAAAAAACGAUCGAAGCAAUCGAAGCCAAAUUAGAAAAUUGGUCCGAUUACGAAGACCUAAAAGAAAAAUGUCAACAUUGGUUAAGAGAAACAGACACAAAAUUACACCAAGUUGACUUAAAAGCCACCUUACCAGAAAAAGAAGACCAAUUAGCCACCUUGAAAGAAUUAAACGGUGAAAUAAGAGCUAAAGAAUUAGAAAUUGAUAGAGUAACGGAACGAGGUCAACAAUUAAAGAGAAUCGGUUCCCAAUCAGUGUCCGAUUUAGGAAUUAAAUAUCAACAAAUCUUCCAUAAAGUUAAAGAUUUAACGUCGCGUUGGCAACAAUACGUCAAUAACCAUCAAGAUUUUGAAACAAAAGUAGCUCAAUGUCAACUCUGGUUAGACGACAUUCGCGCAAAAUUGUUGUACUGUUCGGAUCUGACAUCUAUCAAUCAGAAGGAGUUAGAAGUUAAACUUGCCGUUUUACAAGAUUUAAUAUUAUUUAAAGAGGAGGGAUACGGAAAAAUUCAAAACCUUGUCGAGUUGGUACAAAUUGUUUUAGCCAAUACAGCGCCAAGUGGCCAUGAAGCCAUAAACAACACCUUAACGAAUCUGCAAGAACAAUGGUCUAGUUUAGCAUCAAAAAUGAUCGAAACCAAGGCUGUGUUGGACGAUUCUAUACUAAAAUGGACGAGAUUACUCGAACAAACUCAAGGUUUAAAUAAAACCAUUGAAUGGUUGGAAACUCAAUUGGGCGAGUUAUCACAAUUCCAAAGUAAUAUUCCCGAAAAGAAAGCUCAAUUGAGUAGAAUUAAAAAUGUCGAAGAAAAAGUUAGAUGUGAAAAAAUAGAGGUGGAUAACCUCAAGAGUAAAGCGGCUGAUAUGUUGGCAACGGCACAACAAAGUCAAGCUAGAAGUGAAGCUAAACAAAUUCUAGAUAAAUUUGAUGAAUUAUUUGGAAAAAUUCAAAAAUUAUUAUAUGAAAGAGAGCAACAAUAUCAGGACCAUAAAAGCUAUAAGGAAGCUUAUGAAGAAUUACAAAGAUGGUUAACAAGAGCUCAAGAAAAAUUACCUCAAAUUAAACAGAGACCUUUAAGCGAUAAAAUGGCAGUAGAAAAUUUUGCAGCGCCAUUAGAUACUUUGUUAAACAAACAAGCGCAAGGUGAAGUUUUAUUGGAUAAUUUAGAGCAAAGUGCAGAAGUUGUUAUACCUAGUACCAGUGGACCAGGACAAGAAAUUAUUAGAAAUGAAACUAGAGCUAUCAGAGAAAGUUAUGAACGGCUAUUUAAAGAUCUUCGAGAACAACGUGAUCAACUUGAAAAAGUUUUAGUACAUUGGCGUGAUUAUAAAGAUGAAUACGAACGUUUAUCGGAUUGGUUACAACAAAUAGCAAUCUUAACGAAAAACCAAAAGAUAGCUUUAUCAGCUACAUUGCAAGAAAAAGCCAAACAAGUAGAAGAUGUAAAAGAAAUUCUACAUAAACUCAAAGUUGGUAGAGAUCAAAUCGACAAAUUCAAUGAAUCCGCUAAAGUUCUUCUAAAAUCACCAUUAGACACUUACGUCAACAACCAACUUCAACAAUUAAAUUCCCGCUAUCAAGUUGAAUUGAACUUUGCUAACGAUGUCUUAAAGAAAGUUGAAACGAAUUUCGAACAACACCAAGAAUUUAAUGAUAAUUUAGAAAAGAGUAAGGAGUGGAUUUCAAACGCUCGGGAGUUAAUAAGAAAUUGUUCUGAUGGAACGUCGAGUAGCAGUAAAGAAGAACUUCAAUCCAGGUUGGAUAAGAUUCAAGAUUUGUUACAAAGAAGAGAAGAAGGGCAAAGCUUAGUUCAUACUACAAUUAAUAAUGGGGAGAAAGUUUUACGAAACACAAGAUCUGACGGAAAAGAAACCAUUAACAACGAAAUUAAAGAUUUACAAACAGAAUGGGAGCGAUUAGUUAAAAAGAUGUCAACAGCUAAAGUUAACUUAGAAACAGCCCUUCUUCAAUGGGCUGAUUACGACUCAUCUUAUAAUCAAUUAAGACAAUGGAUAACCGAUCGUGAAGCUAAAUUACAACAAGUUUGCGAACAAAGAGUGGUCGCUAAGAAAGGUCAAAGUGGUUUGAGUUCUUUACCGAUUGGAGAAAGAAAAGCAACUCUCCGAGAAACCAACAAUAUUGUUCAAGACAUUGAAUCUUUUGAACCGAUGAUUCAAUCUGUAACGUCCAAAGCUGAGGAUUUAAUGCAAGGCGCUCCCGCAUCCGAAAUUUCAACAAAAUACGAAAGCUUAUCCAAACAAGCCAAAGAAUUAUAUGCUAAACAAAAAGAAACCGUUGAACAACACCAAGCGUUCGUUGAUGCCGUUAAUGACUUCAUGCAAUGGAUAAGAAUUGCUAAAGAAAAAUUAAGCAAAUGUUCUGAACCAACCGGUGAUAAAGAAACAUUGAGUAGCAAAUUAUCCCAACUAAAAGUGCUUUUAAACGAACAACCAAUUGGUCAAAAGAAACUAGAAGACGCUUUAGAACAAGGAGAUUUAGCGGUCCAAUGUGCCGAUGAAGAAGAUAAAGAAAUUAUUGAAGAAGAACUCGGCCUUCUUCAAGAUGAUUUUGAUAAUUACGUUGAAUCACUCACUAACAGUAAGUCCCUUCUUGAAGUGGGCAUCGUAAAAUGGACCGAAUACGAAGAACAAUAUCAAGAUGCGUUAGAAUGGCUCGCCCAAACUGAAGAGUUAGUACAAUCCUAUAACAAACUUCAAGAUGGCCUUGAAGAAAAACGAAUGGUUUUAGAACAAUUUCAAUUGCAUCUUCAAACAUUAUUUGAUUGGCAAAAAGAUUUAGAUCGGCUCAAUAUGAAAGCUCAAUCUUUACUCGAAACGUGCGCGGACACAAGAAUUAGUAAUGCUGUUACUCAAAUGUCCACUAAAUACAACGCAAUAUUAUCUUUGGCUAAAGAAAUAAUGCGACGUUUAGAGUUACAUUAUCAAGAACACCAACAACAUAACGCGUUGUAUCAAGAAUGUCAAGAUUGGGUGUACAGAACAAGAGAGAAAUUGAAUCAAUGCAGUGAGCUUCCAAAUGUUUUAAGCGAAGUUAAUAAUAAACUCCAAACAGUAAAAGGAAUACGAGCUUCUUUGGAACAAGGUCAAAACAAACUCCGAUACAUACUCGAGUUGAAAGAAAAAGUUAUCAUGAAUACCGAACAAUCAGGAGCGGUUAAAAUACAGGAAGAUACAGAAAAUCUUCAACAAGAUAUGGAAAAAUUGCUUGAAGACGUAAACGAAGCUCGAAAUAAAUUACAAAAUCGCGCAACUCAACUUGAAUCGAUUAGCAAAAUGCACAGUAUGAUUGUUGAGUGGCUACAAGAUGUCGAGCAUCAAAUUCAAUCUGAUAAAGGAUUCUUAAACGAAUUAAGCGAGAAAAAAGCUCAAUUAGAAAAAUAUAAGAACCUACAAAGAGAUAUUGGAAGCCACAGUGAUUUGUUUAAUAAAUUAAAAUCAGCAAUCGAUGAAGAUGAAUCUUUAAAUUUCGAUGAAUACAACACCACGUUCGAAAAAUACGACAAAUUAAAGAAAAGCGUCUCUGAUAACAUCCAAAGUUUGGAAAAUCAAGUUAAGGAACACGAACAAUACAAACAAAUUUACCAAGAAACAUCAGAUUGGAUUAGAAACACACAUCAUCAAAUCCAACAAUGUUCCAAUUUGCACGAUAAUCUUGAUAAAACGAAAGAAAAAUAUCAAAAAAUAUCCGAAAUUAUUUCGUCUUUAUCAGCAUGCGAUGAUCUUAUACACAAAACAAUUAAAAUCAGUAUAUCCGUUAUGAAAACUACGGGAAAUGAAGGACAGAGUAUAAUCAAACAAGAAAUUGAGCAAUUAAAGAACGAUUGGGAAGGGCUUCAAUAUGUUUGUAAAGACACAGAAAAAUCAUUAAAGAAAUGUAUCGAAGCUUGGGAACUUUACUUGACCAGUUACAACGACUUAAAACAAUGGAUUGAAACGUACCGAAAGAAAAUUGAUGAUGAAAAAAUAGACGAAAGAAAAACACCCGAAGAUUUGGAAAGGACUAAAAACAUCCUCAAAGACAUCACCAUGAAAAAACCAGAAAUGGAACAACUCAACGAUAAUUGCGAAAGUCUUAUGGAACAAAGUGCGUGUAGUUGGAUUAGAGAUCAAACAGUUCAAUUGCAAGGGAUGUACACAAAUCUUCUUACAAACGCCCAAGGAUUAGUUUCAAAAGUCGAAAAGAGUCUUUCUGAUCUAACCGAAUUUAUAAAGGCUAAAGAAAAAAUCGAUGAGUGGUUAAAAAAUACUCACACCACUCUUCAAACGUGUCUAGGCGAAGGUGACGAAUCGGUAUUGAAAGAGAAAAUGGAAACGGUUGUGGUUCUUUUAGCCCAAAUGCCUGAAGGUCAAAAUCUUUUAACAUCACUCCAAGAAGCGUUUACGAAAGCGAUCGAUACGGUACCGCCAAAUAAACAAGAACAAAUUCGGGAUGAUCUCUCAGAAAUGAGAAAUAGUUUUGAACAGUUAAGUAUGAACGUAACAUCUUUGCAAGCUCAAAUUAAAGCUGGGUUAAGCCGAUGGGACGAUUUUAACCUACUCAAAAAGCGAUUAGAAAGUUGGUUAAGUGAAACUGAAAAUACUCUCCAGCAAACUCCAAAUACGAAGGGUGAAUUAAGCGAGAUAAAAACAUCGUUGGAGUUCUUUAAAAAUUUGCAGAAUGAAAUCGCUAAUAAGAACGUCGAUUUGAAUAAUUUGCAAUCGGAGGCGAGCGUUUUAAGUACUUGGGCUAAACAAUCAGCUGCCAAUGAAAGUGUUAAACUUCUUAACGCACGUUACAAUAAAGUCGUUUCUCUUUGCGAUAAACGCAAACAAAACUUAGAAACAGAAAUGAACGCGUAUAAUAUUUACCACCAAAGUCUUCAAGAUACAGAAAAGUGGUUAUUACAAAUUUCGUUCCAUCUGAUGGCCCAUAAUUCUUUAUAUAUCAGCAAUCGUGAACAAACGGAAGAACAAAUUUCUCAACACGAAGUUUUAUUAGACGAUAUUCAAAAGUAUCAAUCGACUUUGGAUGAUUUAAAAUCUAAAGGACAUGGACAAAUUGAAAGAUACUCGGGAAUUCCAACCGUAAAAGACGUUAUUGAAAAACAAUUAAAUAACGUGCAAGAAAGUUACAAUUCAUUGCUACAAACAGCUGUGCAAAUUAAAAAUAGAUUGUUGGAUUCGUUGGCUAAAUUUAAAGAGUACGAAGCCACUAUUGACAGUAUUAGCAAUAAUUUGGAUAAAUACGAACCGAUAUUGGAUGAAGAAAUGGAGAAGCCUAUUAAUAAUUUACAAGAAGCUAAAGAACUUUUGGAAACAGCUAGGGGCAUUCACAACUUCUUGCAAAAUGAAAAAUCAAGGCUAGCUCUUGCAGUUCAAGCAUGCGAAGCUGCAACAGCUUCAAUAAGUCGUCCAAGUAGUCCAAGAGAUACCUUACCGCCACCUAUUCCAAUCAAAGAACUCGAAGUUCGUGCAAGAUUAGAAGAUUUAAUUGAUCAGGUGCAAAAUCAUCUGGGUAAUUUAACUUCAUCGGUGGCUCAAUUUGAAUCAAAAGAAAAACAACGUGCUGAACUUAAAGAUUGGAUUUUAUCAGAAAAGGCUACCAUAACAGAUUGGGCACUGCGACCAUCUAAAUUGAGAUCGGACGCGGCAAAGCAAGACAUAACAAACAUGAAUGAUUUAUUAACAUUGGUUGGUCAGAAACGAAUUCAACUUAAUUCUGAAUUAACUGGACCGGAUGAUGAUAAUGCAGAGUUGGAGCAAUUAUUUGAUGAUUUGGAAUUGAAGAUUAAUAACGCCAUAGUGGAUAAACAAGGAAAUCAACAAUUAAUUGAAGAUUAUCUUCAAAAUAUUCAAGCAACGAAUGCUUGGUUCGAUAAUUUGUCUAAAAGAAUUGAUGUCGUUGAUAAAGGAAGUGGAAUGAGUUGUGUUCAGAAACAAUCAGUGACUAUGGAUCUUCAAACAGAAUUUGAUGAUCAAGCUCCUAAGAGAAUGGAAGAAAUUAAACGAUUAGCUGCUAAAGUAAUGGACGUUGUCAAUAACUUGGAUGCCCAACAAAUUGAGGAACAACUAAAAAGUGUUGAAAGGAAGAAGAACGAUGUAGCGAAACGCCUUCAAAGGAAAUUACAAGUGUUAGAGACAACAAAGAAAAGAAUCGAUGAUACUCGUAAUGAAAUCGAGCAAGCUCGCGAUUGGGUUAAGCAAAAAGCAGAAGAAAUAAAAGCAACACCAUUAGGAUUUGAAAGCCGCAAAGCUGAAGAAAAACUAGAGGCGCUAAACAAUUUAUUGAAACAAACUGAAAAUAAAAUUGCCCAAAGAGAAAAUUUAGCAACGUUAGUUAGCAACAUGGUAAACGAACUUGAGCCGAUUGAACAAAACGCUUUAGAGGCAGCCCUUGACAAAUUAGGAGCAGAACAAGAUGCUUUAAUCGACAAAAUAAAAAGUGAAAUCUCAAACACCGCAUCGGCGGUUAAUACAAGAAAGAACUUUGAAGCUAACCUUGAAGCAGCUAAACGCUGGCUCAAAGCGAAAAACUCAGACAUUCAAAAACUAUCGGGGUAUUUACCAUUAAAAUCGACAGUUGUUGAAAAGGAGAUAUCUCAACACCAAGUUUACGACACCGAAAUUAAAGAAUUCUACGAAGGCGAUCUUAAUGAUCUAUUAAAAUUAGGUCAUAGUCUUCUAAAAGAUUGCAGCGAUGAAGAUAAAGAAAGAUUAAAUCGCCUAUUAAAAGAAGUCGAAGACGAAUACGAUACUCUUAAACACGACUCUAAACAAAAAAUUAUGGCACUAACUGAUUUGUUACAAGGACGUAGACAAUUUGAGGGUGAUCUUAAUAAAUGUGUGGAUUGGUUAAAAGAAGCUGAAGUCGCAACAUCCGACGAUAUCCGUGCAUCUAGCAUCGAAAUCUUAGAAGAACAACUUGAAAAAUACCUCAAAUUGAGUGAAAACGCAAAGAAAAUGAAAGAAAAUAUCGAUAAAGUAAAUGAGCAAGCCAAAGCGAUUCUCCCAACAAUUUCCGAAAGCGACAAAAUUACAUUGAACGAACAAUUAAAGAACAUUAAAGAUAGAUAUGCCCAAAUCGUUGAUGUAAUCCAAGAUAGAACAAAUAGCUUGAAAUAUCAUUUACAUCAACAAAGAGAUGCAGCCCAAAAAAUUGCUGAAAGUUUGCAAUUUAUGCAAGAAAUUCAAAACGCACUCAAAGAUUUAAAUAAACCAAUCGGAAGCAAAGUUGAGGAUGUUAAAAAUAUUUUACAAAGUUACGAGAAAAUUUUGGGAGAUUUAAAAUCUAACAGAGCGAAAUUAGCUGAAAUUCCAAGCACCAGUAAGGAUCUUCAAGGAGUUUUGAGCCAACAAGAUGAUUUAAUGAAAAGUGUUGAAGAUCAAAUCGCUCGAUUAAAACAAUUACUCCUUAUUAGAGAGCAAUACAUAGCUUUGAUUACGGAAAUAAUGAAUUUUAUUACUAAAUACACUGAAGUUGUACGCGAUAUCGAAAAAUCUGGUAAAACUGUCGAAGAAAAAAUCGAAAAUUACGGAAAUAUCAUAAAUAAAAUUCAAGAAUGUGAAGCAUUGUUAGCCACUGCUUAUGAUAAAGGCCAACAAAUCAUAGCAGAUGGUUCUGCUCAAGAUAGAAAUGAUGUUACGGAACAAUUACAAUCGUUGAAGCAAUCGUUACAAAAUUUGAGAAGAGAAGUUGAAAGGCAAAAGGAAAAACACGAAAACACUGCUUUAGAACACAAAAAAUUAGCAGCGGAAUUAGACGAAAUUUUGGAUUGGUUACAUGGAAAUGAAGCGACAAUUCGAUCAAGGCCUCUAUUAAAUAGAGACAUUCAAAAUGUAAUCACUGAACUUGCAGCUCACGGAAAAUUAGCUGGUGAUGUUAACAAUUAUUUAGACAGAGUAAGACACGUUCAAGAUAAAACUAGACAUGAUGAUGGAAUGCCGGGAUCGUUAAUAGAAAAACUUUCCGAGGCAAGUUCUUUACUCCAAUCACUUCCACGAGAAUUAGAAGAACGCAAAAAAUAUCUCGAAAACAACAAAGCUUUAAGAGAGGAAUACGAAGCCCUUAAACUAAAAUUAUACAAUUGGGUUAAAGAAGCUGAAAUUAGACUUCAAAGUAACAAAGAUGGUGUUGACUUUGCCAAUAUAGUGUCCGAUCUCGAAGAACAUAAAAUUUUCUUUAGCACGGAAGCUUCAAUGAAAGAAUUGGUAUCGAUUUUAAUCCAACAAGCCGCAGAUAAAAUUUGGCCGAGUUUAACCGCUGGCGAACGAGAAGAAUUGAGCAGGGAACAACAACAGCACACCCAAGUUUUAAAGAAUACAUUAAACUCAGCCAAAUCAGAACGCGCCCAAUUAGAACAAGACGCCGAAAUUUGGAAGGAAUACUGCCAAAUGUUAGAUAAAGUGAAAUCAGUGAUUUCAAGAACGAAAUUCGUCGACGAACCAGUUUGCACUUUGGCCGGACUACAUUUCAACACGCAAAAAAUCUCACAUGCUUUAAACGAUGUACAGAAUCAACAGGGUGAAUUAGAUCUUCUUUUGGAACGAGUUAACGAAUUAAUUAAAAGAGCCGAUAAAAUAAAUAAACAAAAUAUCGGUUUGCAAAGUUCAGCGGUUUCAAACGAAUGGUAUUCGCUGAUAUCGGAUCUGGAGUCGCGAAGAGAUACACUGACCAAAUUAGCGCAGGUUUGGGAAACAUUCGAGGGUCGUUUUCAACAUUUCGAAGGACUUUUGGUCGGGUUAGAAGAAAAAUCGAAACACAUCGAUCUUAUAAUUAGAAGUAAACAGCAUGUGACAAGUACAAUCCAAAAUAUCGAGAUUCUGCAAUCGGAAGCAGAUUCUAUUAAUCCAUACCAAGAAGAGGUCACCCAAUUAUCAAAGACGGUUCUUCUCUUUUUGGGCGAAUGUUCGAGUACAUCAGCUGAUGCUUUAUCUGCCAAAUUGAAACAACUAUCUGAUAAUUACGAAAGGCUUACCGAUACUUUGAACGAACAGCACAAGAAAUCCAAGAACAAUUUGCUCGAAUUGGACGACCACUUCAGGAAAAUCCAAGUUUCGAAAUCAGCUUUAUCUUCAACUCAAAAUCGCGUCAUCGACUUCUACGUCUUUGAUCAAAACUUCUUACAAACCGAACUCGAUUUGAAUAAACUUCAAACCGAGGUGAAAAGUGAAUUGAAUCAAGUGAAAAACUUAAUCUUCGCUAUCAAAAAUCAUUAUCUUCAAUUGCAACAAUUAGUGCCCAGUGAUCUUUUGCACGAACUUAACACUCUAGAAUUGCUUACUGAAGAAGUUGCUAAUACUAUGGAUGACAAGGAGAAAGAAUUCAAAAAAGCUAGAACCGUUCGGUCGGAUUAUUUGACUCAAGCGAAAGACAUACAAAAUUGGAUCAAAGAAGCCGAGCUUAAAAUUCAAGAUAGAAGCAUUGAACCUUACGCUCUCGAUGAACAUCUUCAACAAAUCCAAUCCGAACUCCUUAACGUUGCCGAUCAAGUGGAAAAAUUAACUAAAAACGGAAAAAUUAUCAUCGAAAAAACCAGAGAUGACGAUGAAAAGAAAUUGACUCAAUCCACCAUCGAUAACUUAGCCGACCAACUAAAAAGAGUUAGAUCAUUGUUGGACGAAAAGAAACAACAAGUUGGAGGGGCUCAGGAUGCUUGGAAACGUUUCCUCGAGCUGUAUAAACUUGUUAUGGUUUGGGUAAAAGAAAAGAAAAAGUUUAUUCAAGAACCAUUUGUCAUUACAACUUUAGCGGAAACGAAACAAAAGUUGCAUGAUUACGGAAAUGCCGUAAAAGGAUGUAAAACUGCUACCAAAAAUCUAAGUGAUAUGGCUAAAGAAUUAGACCAUAUUGCAAGUGUCACCAGCGUUGGGGAUCUUCCACAAAAAAUGGAAGAAGCUGAAGAAGCCAAGGUCGAAGUAGAAUCGAAAAUACUUGAGACGAAUGCCCACCUUCAAGAAACAUACGAAGAAUGGGAACAAUGCGAGAAGAAAAUGAAAGAUGUUAGAUCAUGGAUUGAUAAAACAAAGUCGACAUUAGAAUCUCCACAAAACAAGAAGAAACCAUUGCGAGAUCAACACGCCUUAAGAGAAAAACUUGUCGGUGAUUGUCAAAUUCAGAAGACGAAAAUAUCUUUAUCUGUGGAGAAGUUACAGAUUCAUUUCCGAUCCGGAAUUGGUGGAGACGCCAAAAUUGCUCAUGCCGCUCAAGAAUUAUUGGACGAACUCGACCAAUUGAAUGUUGUCAUCAAAGACCAAAGCAAACAACUAGAAGUCUCAAUUGCUCAAGUUGAUCGUUACCAAGUGGAAGUUCAACAAUUGCGGCAUCAAAUCAUCCAGUUGGAGCAGCAGUUAAGAAUCGUAUUGAACCCAACUCAGCUUGUUCAAGAUUCUGAGCAGAUGCUGCGUGAGCAACAGAAUCUGGUCGUGAAGAAAGAGGCCUACAGGCGAAGGAUUACAACCCUUUUGGACGCUGUCCACCAACUCGAUCCGUAUUACGAUGGUAAAGGACUGACUUAUGCUGAGAUUGUUGCUGGACAACAACGCGAUCUUGCUUCUAAAGAAUUAAAAACAGAAGAAGUCAAGGAAGAAAUGGUUGCGUUACAAGGUAAGAAAGAAGAAGUCCGCCAAAAGAAAGAUGUGGACAUUCCUACAAAAGAAGAACAUCUUAGUGAAGAGCCAGAAGCACAACGAGAAGUUGAAGAAAUUUCAACCGUACCCGAGGUUGUAACUAAAACCGAAUUUGUGAAGCCAUCAUAUGAAAGAAAAGAGAAAGUACGACCUCCAAGGAAAGCUAGAUCUCCGUACAGGCGCGAUGAAAAGAAAAAAGUUGUACAACAACCUCAACCAAAAGAUAACACCCAAAAAGAUAAUAAAAUUAAGUUGGAUGUUGAAAAGCAUGAUAAAAAACGAUCUAAAUCUCCUAUUUGGGAACCCGGCUCAACAUCUUAUGCUAAAGUACUUAAAGGUUUAGCAGGAGAUGGCCAAGAACAUGCUAUGGUAUCAAAGUACCAAGAGGAGCAAGUUGAUGUUCAAGCGGAAAUCCAAACGGAAACUUAUCAAAGUGAAUCUCGUGAUACCCAAGUCCUUCCACAACAACCGCAACCAACAAUUCAACAACAACCCCAACCAACAAUUCAACAACAAGCGCAAACAAUUCAACAACAAUCGCAAUCAGUUCAACAACAACCAACAAUUGAACAACAAGCACAAAUUUCGCAAGAACAACUUCCACAACCUCCAAGUGAAGUGUUUGUCCAAAAUCCAUCAUGGAUUGAAACUAGGGUUGAUUACCAACAUAAUCAAACUUAUGAGUAUCCAAUGCAAAUAAAUGUUCAAACAACUACUUAUUAUCAACCGCAACCUAUUCAAGCCGUCCCCCAAACUGUAACUUACGGUUUUAUUCAGCCUGAUCUUGUUGGCUUUAUUGCUUCUGGCCAACAAUUAAUGAGCUCUGGUUUGGGUACUUAUCAUGACCCGAGUAAUCAAUAUUAUUCUCAACAUUACUACACUGAAGUUGAACAACAAUCGCAUCAAGAAGAAGAACAAGUAACAACUUAUACUCAGCAAGGUCAAUAUCAACAAAGUGACGUAUUAGAAACUUACCAUCAACCUGUAGAUAAAAAAAUAACAGAACAAGUAAAGGAAAGCGUUUCUGAAAUAAAACCGGUGAUUGAAGAAUUACCGUCAGCCACUAAGGUUGUUGAAGAUGAGCCCAAAAUUGAAGUGACAAAACACUCAAAUGGAACAUUUUCGUACGCGCAGAUUUUAUCUCAGGGAUUGUCUACCGAUAAUCUCCAGCCAUCCAGUACUCAAAAAACCGUUAAACAACGAUCUGUGUCUCCCAAGGCCGAGCCUCAGAAACAUAGCUCAAAGCCUAUGUUUAAAGAAGACACGGCUAAAAUACGGGAACACCCGAAACCGUUUAAAGUAGACAAGAGAUUAACCACGAAAACGAAGAAACGAUAUGGAUACAUUGAAGUCGACGAUGAUGAACAAUUUCAAACGCCAUCUGAACCACAUGGAGAGGCUGUUUUUAAAGAAACAGUUGGUUCUAAUGUCCAAGAAAUUGUUCUCGAAUCAAUUACUCAAACAAUUGAGGAACCCAUCAUUCAAUCGAUUGAAGAACCCAUUAUUGAAUCAACUAAUCAAACAAUCGACGAACCUAUUACUCAGACAAAGGAAGAAAAUGUAGUAAUUACUGAUACGGACAAGAUAGCUAAAAAGAAAAACAAAACAGGUAAGAAGAAGAAACCUAAAGUAGUAAGUCCAAUUGAUGAAGUUGAUAAAGCUUUGAAAGAAAUUCAAGAUACACAAAAAGAUAAAGUUGAUGAACCGAAGAAGAAAUCAAAACAAAAAGUAAAAGAACAACAUCAAACAGAAAACCAAGAAAAUGUAGCAACGUUAAAAACUGUAAAUGUUUCAACAGAAGAAUUAUCAGAGGUAAAAGUGCCGAAAAGGAAGAAGAAGAAGAAGUCUAAAUCUGAAUCAGAAAGUCCAAAACAAUCUGAGUCAUCACAAGAAUCCAAAAUUGAUGAAAGUGCUACUAAAAUGAGUGUUGAAAACGUAAAAGAAAUUAUUACGAUUGAACAACAAAUAACUGGAGAAACACAGACAUUAACUUUAGAGGAAGGAAAAGUUGAGAAUAAGAAACGAAAAAAUAAAAAGAAAGUUAUCCCGGUUGAUGUAGCACAAACUGACAAUUUAGAAGUUAAAGCUGAAGAAGUUCCAGUUGCACCAAAGCGGAAAAAUAAAAAGAAACAGAAAGGUGAGAAACCCACAGAAGAAUUGAAACCAUCAACAAUCGAGAAAGAUGGAGAAGAACAAAAAUUAGAAACAGAAAUUGAACAACAACCUAAAAAACCCAAAAAAUCUAAUAAAAGUAAAUCACAAACAAAAGCUGUUACAACUACAGAAAUAAAUACUGAAGAUAUUGUGAAAGAGGAACCAAAACAAAUCUUAAAAGAAGUAACUGAAGAUCAAAAUGUUAAAGCAGAAGAAAAUGUUCCUCAAAUUGGAAAAACAAAGAAAAAGAAAGGAAAGACUUCUGAUUUGAUUGAUUCUAAAGAAAUUCAGUUUGAAUCUGGAAUUGAUGAAAAUAAGGUAAAAGAUCAAAAUCAAAAGAAAAAGAAGAAAGAUAAAACUCAUGAUGUAACUCCUAAAAAUGUUCCGGAAGAUGUUCCAGAAACUUCUGAUUCAAAAGUAAUAAUAUCUGAGAAAGUAGUACAACUAACUCAUGAAAUAAUUGCUGAGUCACAAACAAUUACUGAAGAAAAUACAGCUGAAAUAGAUAAAGAUAUAAACAAGGAAGACGUUUUAAUAGGUGAAAACGUGAUUAACAAAGAUGAAAUUAAUGUUACACAAGAAUUCUUAGAAUUUGAAACUAAUCAAAGAAUGAAUGAAGAAAUUAUGGAAAAUGUUUCUCAGAUCGUUCAAAAAGAUGAAAAUAUAAAACCAAUUUCUAAAAUUGAAGGAAUCGAAACACCUCAAAUUGUUAGUAUAGAACAUAUAGAGACGAACGUUUCAAUUAUGGAACGAGAAGUUUGCGAUAUUGAUAAAGAUAAUAAUGAUGAUAAAGAUACUAAAGAUGAAAAUGUUGUUCCAGUUACAGAAAUCGUAGAAAAAUCUGUUGAAACAACUCAAAUUGAAAACAUUGAUGAUAAAUUAGGAGAUAAUGAAAAUGUUUUAUUAAGUUUAGAUAAAGAGAUAUUAAAUAUUAAAGAUGAUAUAGUCACAGCAACUGUGGAAAUGAUCCAAGCGGAAGCAGUUUGUGAAAAAACUGAACUACAAGAUACAGUAACUGAAAUAACUGAUAUUAAGAAAAUAAGUGAAAUGGUUGAACAUGGUACACCCAUUAAAAUUCCUCAAGAAAUACAUGACGAUACACAAAAAGAGGUGUUGUUUGAGACAUUGAUUUCUCAAGAAGAUGUCUCUAAAAAGCCAGCUAUUGAAACACAACAGAAAUCUAAUCAAAAUAAACCGAAACCUCAAUCAGAACAAAAACAGAAGAAACCUAAAAAACCUAAACAGAAGGCGGAUGAAUCGCGUGUUAUCUCUAUCCCAUCAUCAAUCGAUAUUGCUGAAGAUAUUUGUAGCACAAUUAGAAUGGCUCAAAGUCAGCCAGAUUACACAAUUUGUACUUACCAACAACAGGAAUCAGUAAGUGAUAACCCUUAUAAUGUUACUUCAAUCAGCGAGAGUACCACGACAGAAUCAAAUGUUACAAUUUCUGAAGUUAAAACCGUGGAACAAACUCAAAGUCAUCAAGAAGAAACUACGACAAUAAUUAAAACUUCCACCGUUGAAGAUAACAAAGAAAACAUUCAACCUGAAGUAAUUCAACAAGAAUCGGUCGAUAAACCGGAUAAAAUGAACAAAGUAAUUCUUAUUACUCACGAAGAAGUGGUAUUACCAACCGUUAGGACGUUAAAAAUGGAAUUUGUUGAACAUGAAGAUGAUAUGGCUCAACAAAUAACAGAAGAAUAUUCUCCUGAAUCUUUUGAUGUUUCUGUAACUGAGGGAUUGGGUAAAAACGUAGAGGAAAAAGUUUUACAUAAAGAAGAUCAAGUAAAAAUGAUUGAAAAGGAAAGUGUGAAUGAACCAAUAAAAUCAACGCUUGUUGAAAAUAAAUCUGUAGUAGUCAUACCGGAAACUGAAAAGAAAGUUGAAAUUGUUACACAAGAAUGCUCAUCUGUUAAAUCUCUUGUGGAUUUAACCAAACAAUUUAUCCAAGAAGAAAAAUUACAAAUUGAAGAUCUUGUGGAAAUAUCGCCAUUAGAAAAUGUCGAAGAAAUAAUGAAACCUGUAGUAGAGGAAAAAGAAGAUGUUAUUUUGGAGACUCAUCGAGAAAAUGAAAAAAGUAUCGAAGUUUUGGAGAUGGAAAAAAAUAUUCUUGAGGAAAACUUAGCCACACAGGAGAUGAGAAUUAUUUCUCUUACGACAGAGAUUCAGUCCAAAACAUUAGAAGAACAAAUCAUUCCUGAUCUUAAACAACAAAUUCAACAAGAAGACAUUCAAAAUAUUCCACAAGAAUGUCUUCAAAAAGAAGAACGCGAAGAUGACUUAAACAAACUGGAAGUGAUUAAAAUAGAAGAAAACGCCCCACAAGGUGAGGUGCAAAAUGUUACACAAAAGUUUCUUCAAAAAGAAAAGGAUGAAAAAAUCUUAGUUACCGAAGAGACGAAAAAGAUACAAAUUCAAUCAGAAAUAGUGCAAGGACAGAUCAUAUCUGAUGUUAAAGUACAUAUUGAAGAAGAGGUACAAAAUAUUGUACAAGAAUAUCCUCAAAAAGAACAAAGUGAGGAUGAAAUCAAAGAAAUCACCCCAUCAUCGGAGACUCAAUCGGAAACGUUGCAAGAAGAAAUCAGAGAGGAAAAGUUUCUGCCAAAAGAACAGCACAAAAGUUUUGAAUCUGAAAUAACUAAAGAAAUCGCUGAAAAAGAGAGCGAUGUUGUAACGGAAACAAUUAUUGAAUCAUCACAAACUAUACAAGAUUUCACUGUUAAUAAAAACUUAGAAUUAAAUAUAACUGACAAUCAACAAAUCAUAGAUGUUAAGGAAUCAAUUAUUAGCACACAAGAAAUUUUAACACCUUCAGGAGAAACGAAAGCUUUAGAUGACGAAGACAUUGAAGUCGAACAAGCUAUCUUUGGGUCUAUAAAAGAUCGAUCAAGAGGAAGAUCGGUUAAAGAAGAAACAAAUCUUCUCAUAGUUUACGAAUCAAGUCAAGAAUUGGAAGAUGAGACAAAAAUAGAGCAAAAAGUAGAAAUGGUGGAAGAAAAAAAUGUGGAAGAUGCCAAUAUUUUGGUAUCUACGGAAACAGCUCCCCCUGAUGUUGGCAGUUCGCAAAAUGUCAUCGACGACAUUAGCGAUGCACAAGCACCAUUAAGGCUUAAUUCAGUUGUAGAUGUGGAAAUUCACAAUAUAGAUGAAGUCAUGCACAUUUUAGCGAGUAAACAAGUGUCCGAUAAAGGAAGGGAAACCGAAGUGACAUCACCGACGCCAUCUUCGGGUUCCGGUGGCGGAAAGCGACGACGCCGAAAAAACAAGCAUAAAAAGAAAAGCGGCACUGCAAAAUCACCUGUAGAAAUACCAGAGAGUAAGGAUGAUAACAUUGAACUAGAUGAUGAUCAAGAUCAAAGUGAAACAGAAAAAAAUGUCGAUGAUCCUAAUGAAAUAACAUCACAAAAGAAUGAAUCGAGUUUAAAAUCUGAAGUAAAAUUAGAAGGGGAAUCAAACAUAGAAACGGAAACAAAAUUACAACUGGAAACAAAAUUGGAACCGGAAAUAAAAUUAGAAUCAGAAACAAAAUUAGAAACAGAAUCAGAAUUAAAUGUUGAAUUGGAAUCAAAACCUAAACAAGAAGCUGAACCGAAAUCUGAACCUGAAACUUCUCCAUUACAAGGAAAAUCAAAAAAGAAUAAAAAGAAAAAUAAGAAAAAUAAAUAUGAAAAGGAAGAAAUUUCAUCUGAAGUAUCUCUAACAUCAGAAAAAGAAAUUGAACUAAAAGAUGAAGAAAUACUAAAAACCGAUCAUGAAAAUGAGGCACAAAUCAUACACAAAGAAAUAGAAAUAGAAUCAGAUUCUGUUGACGUCCAAAUCGUAGAAAAAUCUGAUGAUACUCCAAUCAUAGAAGAAUGCGUUAAUGUUGAAAACAUACAAGAAUCAGCAAAUAUUACGAAAUCAGAACAUGAAUUACUUUCAGCAGUUUCAACAACUCACCCGAUUAUAAGGGAAAUAUCGUUAGAAGUUGAUGUUAAAGCGAAAUCAUUAAUUGGUUGGGCUUCGGAAAUACAACCAUACAAUAUCUUGAGAAUGUUAGAACAAGAAAAUGGUUGGUAUGAAUUCAAAACAUUAACGGAAGACACAAGUAUUAAUAAAACAACAACCGAGAUAAAACCAGAUGAUUCAAUCCAACCAGAAGAGGCCAAAAAAGUAGUUAUGAAAGAAUUGGUUCUAAAACCAGAGAUACCAAAUCAAGUAUUCAAAGACAAUGAAAAAGGCGGUCUUAAAUCUCCAGAAACACCAUUUAUGUACGAUGUCUUACAAUUUAAUAUUAAUCAUAAUCAAAACAUGACGCAAUUUUUGGAAAAUGAAAUAGAUAGUUUUGCUAAAGAGUCAAAAGAAGAUGUUAGUAUAAAAGCAGAAGAACCCAAACAAGAAGUUGUAGAACAAGAAGUCGAUAUUGUAAAAGAAGAUAUAAAUAGAUCAAAAAUAGAAGAGGUAAAACCAGAUGUUUCAUAUUUAGAACAAGAAAUACCAAAAUAUAAUUUGAAAGAAUUCGAGAAAUCAGAAUGUGAUUAUCAAAGAAUUUUGGAAAAGAAUCGAUGUGCAGAAACAACAACACGAAAAGAAAUAACUACGUCUAUAAAAGAAGAUAUUAAAUCAGAAGAUAAAAAAGUUAUUGAAGAUCUGGAAACAGAAUUAAUUAAGGAGGAAUUACAACCAUCAUCUAUGGAAAGAGAAACCACAAUAAUUAAAGAAAAAGAUAAUCAAGAUGAAAUUCUGCAACACAUUAAACGUGAUGUAACGGUAUAUAAUAUGAGUGAAAUGUUAGAAGCGGAAAUGGUUUGGUAUGAAGUCCAACAGAAAAAGCUUGAUGAUGAAUCUUGUAGAAUCGAGAAACACAAUCAUGAAAAAAUGUUAGAAAAGGUAACUGAAAUGGAUACGAGUGAAGAUAGUAAUAAAGAUAUAGAACAUGACAAACCGUCAAUGUCAAUUAAUCUUGAAUUAAAUCAAUCAGAAUUGGCACAAAAAACAAUAAUGUACGAAACUGCUAUUUAUAAUAUGAAUGAAUUUUCUCAUGCCGAAACUCAAUGGCAAGAAAAUUUGGAAAAGAUAAGAAGUGAUCUUAAAAAACAAACUAUCACACCGGAAACGAUCCAGAAAGAUAACGCAUCAGGAGAUAUUGCGGAAUACGUUGAAGCAGAUUCAUUAAUAAUAGAAGAUGAGUCUGUGGAAAUGUCUCAAGAUAUUAAAAACGUCGUAGACAAAUCUCUGGAAGUCCAAGAUUCUAUAACUUCUGAUUCGGGUGUUACAUCGAUUGAUGUUAGUAAAUUAGAAACUGAAGGUUUACCAUCUUUGGAAGACGACGCAAACGCAGGUGAUUCAGCUUCAAAGCAACCGUCUGAAUUUGAAAAAAUCUUAAAAACUGCAACUGAAUUUGUACCCAAGAAAGGAUUCAAACUCAACCCCAAUGCUGAAGUUUUUAUACCCGAUGCAAGCCAAUUCUCCCCGACUUCUAAAUUCAACAAAAUGUAUUUUAAUAAACCGGAAGCUUACCAACAAUUUAAACAACCAUUUACGGGAGCACCUUAUGACUCAGAAUUUGAUGAAUCAUCUGAUCAUCAUUCUUCAUUAUGGGUAACCGAUUCAGCUAAAAUUGAAAAUAUUCUAGAAGAAGAAGAGCCACUAUCGAAAGAGGAAGAUCUGAAAGUAAUUGUUUCGCAAGUCGAUGAGACAAAGCCUCAAACUAAUAUAGCAACUGAAAUAGCCGAGAGUGUUAUUGAAACUAAAGAUGAUGAAGUAUCAGAAAUUAACAAGGAUGAGUUACAUCCAGAUGAAGGUGGCGAUGUAAAGAAAUCCAAGCGAUCAAGAAGGAAAAAAUCUAAAUCUCCUAUGGUGGAAAGGCAAGUGAUUGAGAAGGUCCACGAUGAAAUUGUACCUUCCCCACAACCAAACGUGUGGGUUGCCAUGAAAAAUGAUGGUAAAACAUACGCUGAAGUUGUAGCGAAUACUACUGGAAGAGAACCCGAAAGAGAGUCAUCAAUAUCAAAAGAAGAGCGAAAGGAAAGUGUAGAUCUUCAAGAAAAAUCGACUAUUGAAGUUUAUGAAGAAACCCCAACAGAUAUUACCGAGAAAUCAUUUACUGACGAAGAUCAAACUUUGUCAGAUAGCACGCAAUUAAUAACUAUACCACGAAAAUCUAGAUCACGUUCAAGAUCAAACCAAAACAAACCUGCUUUGACCGAUGACGAAAAACUAACAGACACAAACCUAACAUUAACCGAGACAGAAAUAACAUUGACCACCGAUCAACCUAAAUCAGACUUAGAAAACGAAGAAUUCAUAACAAAAUCGGAAAUUUCGGAAAGUUCCGAAUCUUCACCAACUCAUACGACUUACGCAGAAAUUGCAAGAAAACACCAUCAUGCGAAAGUAUCCGAAAUUAGCGUUACCCAAGAAAUUAAAGAUACGCAGUUGUCCCAGCCACAUUUACAACAAAUUGUUGUUGAGACAUCAGAAGAACCAAAAACUGAAACUGCACAAAAGGAUAGUGAGGGAUUUUUAUGUGUAAUAUCUCGAAAAGAUCGAAGGAGUCGAUCUAGAUCGAAAACCGAUGAUGAUGUAUCAGACAGUAAUAGAGAAGAAGAUCAUUCAGCAUGUGAAGGAGUCGAAAAGAAACGGAAAAAGUCUAAGAAAAGCAAAUCAAAACAUAAACCAAGUGAAUCAAGCAAUAUCAAAAGUGAGAAUAUUGAAAGUGAAAUGUUAAUAGUACCUAAAGAAGAAUGUGAAAUCGAGAAGAAAAAGAACAAACAUAAAUCAAAACGUGGGGAAUCUAACAUUGAUGAUAAAGAAAAGGAAGAAGUCGUCUCAACAAUUGCCGAAGAAAUCGUUGAAAAAGAUAAUGUCAAAAUUGAAGUAAAAGAUGAUGAUACAGUUGAUUCAGAAAUUACUACAAUUUUGACAGAAAAUGAAGAUGAAAUAAGCUCCGCAAUUGAAUCAAUUAAAGAUGAAAAAACUGUAAUUGAUGUGGAAAUAAAAACAGAAAUAGUUGAAACAGCAAUGUCAGAAGAAAAAAGAGAACAAGAAGACGUACCAACAUAUUCUGAAGAAAUUAAAGUUGAAGAAAUUGCAACAGAUCCAACAGAAGUUGUCGAUGAAAAAUUGCAACAAUUAGAAACGGUUACGACUCAAAUAACUUCCGAUGAUGAUAAAUCUAGUGAAGUAAAAUCUGAUAAACAAAAACAUCGCAAAAAAGAUAAGAAGCGAAAGAGAGAUGAGAAACAAGAUGAUGCGAAAAUUAUGACACCAGAAACGAUAGAAAUGAAAAUUAAAGAUUCAGAUUCUAAAUCCCCGUAUGAGGAAGUGUCAGAAAUGAAAGUUGUUGAUGUACACGAAAACAUAAAAGAUAAGAAAGAAGAAAUUAAUGUUCAACAUACUCUGUUCAUCAAAGACCAGAACGUUUGUGAAGAAAAAGCAGUUUCAGAUCUAAAACUUGAAGGUGAACAUGUUAUAAAUGUUGAAGAACCUGCAGAUGCUAAAUGUGAAGAGAAAGGAGAUCAGAAAACUGAUGGCAAUGAAGAAAAGAUUAAUAUUAAAUCUGAAGAUGAAGUGAUAAUUUCAGCAGAAGAAAAUAAAAUAUCAGACUUAAAACCUGAAGCUAUUGAAAGUAAACAUUAUGAUGAACAUAUAGAUGUUAAAGAAGUUGCUAAAAUACAAGAACAAGAAGUGUUGGAAAUCAAACCUGUUGAAGAAUCAAUUGAGUCUCCGAAGAAAAAGAAAUCAAAGUCAAAAAGAGAUAAAAGCAAACAGAAAGAUGACGAAAAAGUUUCUAGUGUCGAAGAGGUAGUUAAUGUUAAAAUUGAAGAUGUAGUAAAUAUUACAACGGAGCAAGUAAUUUCAGAAUUAAAACCUGAAGUUGAAGUAGUAAUAGAUGAUGUAGAAGAUGUAAAUGUUAAAUUGCAAGAAAAAGAUAUGUUGGAAAUCAAACCUGUUGAGGAAUUAAUUGAGUCCCCGAAAAAGAAGAAAUCGAAAUCAAAAAGAGAUAAAAGCAAACAAAAAGGCGAUGAGAAAGUUUCUGAUGUUGAAGAAAUUGUUGAUGUUAAAACAGGAGAUGAAGUAAAAGUUAUAACAGAAUUAAAACCAGAAAUUGAAGAAGCCAAAGAUGGUGUAGAUGCUAAGUUACAAGAAAAAGAAGUGUUGGAAAUCAAACCUGCUGAGGAAUCAAUUGACUCUCCGAAGAAAAAGAAAUCGAAAUCAAAAAGAGAUAAAAGCAAACAGAAAGAUGAUGAGAAAGUUUCUGGUGUUGAAGAGAUAGUUGAUGUUAAAACAGUAACGGAAGUAAAAGUUACAACAGAACAAGUUAUUUCAGAAUUAAAACCUGAAGUUGAAGUGGCCAAGGAUGUAGAAUGUGUUGAUGCUGAAUUACAAGAAAUGAUGGAAGUUAAACCUGUUGAAGAAUCGAUUGAGUCUCCAAAGAAGAAAGCGAAGUCAAAAAGAGAUAAAAGCAAACAAAAACAUGAUGAGGAAGUUUCUGGCGUUGAAGAGAUAGUUGAUGUUAAUAUAGGACAGGAAGUAAAAGUUACAACAGAGCAAGUUAUUUCAGAAUUAAAACCUGAAGUUGAAGUGACCAAAGGUGAAGAAUAUGUUGAUGAUAAAUUACAAGAAAAAGAAGUGUUGGAAAUUAAACCUAUUGAGGAGUCGAUUGAGUCUCCGAAAACUAAAAAAUCGAAGUCAAAAAGAGAUAAAAGUAAACAGAAAGAAAAUCAGAAAGUUUCUAGUGCUGAAGAAAUUGUUGAUGUUAAAAUAGAAGAUGAAGUAAAAGUUAUGACUGAGCAAGUUAUUUCAGAAUUAAAACCUGAAGUUAAAGUAGUUAAAGAUGAUGUAGAAGCUAUAGAUGCUAAGUUGCAAGAAAAAGAAGUGUUGGAAAUCAAACCAGUUGAGGAAUCAAUUGAGUCUCCGAAGAAAAAGAAGUCAAAGUCAAAACGAGAUAAAAGCAAACAGAAAGAUGAUGAGAAAGGUUCUGGUGUUGAAGAGGAAGUAAAAAUUGGAACAGAACAAGUCAUUUCAGUAUUAAAACCAGAAGUUGAAGAGGUUAAAGAUGAUGUAGAUGCUAAGUUACAAGAAAGAGAAGUGUUGGAAAUCAAACCAGUUGAGGAAUCAAUUGAGUCUCCGAAGAAGAAGAAAUCGAAGUCAAAAAGAGAUAAAAGUAAACAGAAAGAUGAGGAGAAAGUUUCUGGUAUUGAAGAGGCGGUUGAUGUUAAAACAGAAGAUGACGUAAAAGUUGUGAUAGAACAAGUUAUUUCAGAAUUAAAACCUGAAGUUGAAGUGGCCAAAGAUCUUGCAGAAGGUAUUAAUGCGGAAUUACAAGAAAAAGAAGUGUUAGAAAUUACACCAGUUGAGGAAUCAAUUGAGUCUCCGAAGAAGAAAAAAUCGAAGUCAAAAAGAGAUAAAAGCAAGCAGAAAGGUGAUGAGAAAGUCUCCGGUGUUGAAGAGAUAGUUGAUACUAAAACUGAAGAUGAAGUAAAAGUUGUAACAGAACAAGUUAUUUCAGAAUUAAAACCUGAAGUUGAAAUAGACAAAAUUGUUGAAGUAUCUGCAGAUGCUAAAACACAAGAAACAGAAUUAUUAUUAAUCAAACCUAUUGAAGAAUCAAUUGAGAGUCCAAAGAAAACGAAAGCGAAGACAAAACGAGACAAAAGCAAACAAAAAGAUGAUCAGAAAGGUUGUAGCAUUGACGAAAAAGUUGAUGUUAAAUCAGAAGAUGGAGUUAAAGUUCUGGGAUCAGAAAAAACAGUUUUAGAUAUAGAACCUGAAGUUGAAGUAACAAAGGAUGAUGAUGUUAGAGUAAUGUCAGAGAUCAAACUUGUUGAACCUACUGAGAUUACAACAAAUGUUGAAGAAUCAAAAGACUCUUCGAAAAAGAAAAAAGCGAAAUCAAAAAGAGAUAAAAGCAAACAAAAAGAUGAUCAGAAACAAAAUGUUGAUAAAUCGAUUGAGAAAUCUGUUGAAUCUCCCGUUGUACAAGAAAUAACCUCGCCUAAUAAAACUUGGGCUAGUAUUGUUGGAUCAAAAUCUACCGAACCUUCAAUAAAACCUGAAGAUGUAGUAAUAGUACAAAAAGAAGCAGAGAUUCCGUUAGAUCAAGGUAAUCAACUAACAGAAAAUGUCUUUGAAGAAGUACCAUUAAAACCAGAAUCAUCAGAGGGAGAAGUCGAAAACGUCGAAGCAUCUAAUUUGGUAACCGAUAAAAAGAAAUCCAAGAAAGAUAAAAAAUCUUCAGAUAAACCAAGGGGAAUUUCUAAUAUAAUAUCAUCUGUUAAAAACGCAUUGAGUUCAAAACAAAGUCCCGACGAAGGAACAUCAUCCGAUGAACAUAAAAAGAAGAAAAAAGAUAAAUCAAAACAGAAAGAAGACACAAAACCAAUUGAAUGUAAAGAAGAAGAAAUGGUUUCAACAACGAUGAUUGAAAUAAUAAAAUCUGAAAAUUUACAGAAAGGUGAUAUAAAACCUGAUCAAAAAAUUGUUAAUUUAGUUGAAAUAACAUCCUUUAUACAAGCGGAACAAUUGGAUGCUUUACCUGAAUUGAAACCUAAAUCUCCUAAAGAAAAUAAAGAAGGUUUCUUUGGUGGAUUUAUCUCAAGAAUUAGGAACGAUGAUAAAAAGAAAUUGAAAAAAGAAAAACUUGAAGCUGGCGAUUCUUUAAAACCGGUUUUAUCAGAACCAAGCUCUGAAUGUCCCACUGUAUCUGUUUCCACUAUAGAAACGGCCGCUGUUGUCGAGAGCAAAAAGAACAAGAAGAAAAAAUCGAGGCUAACUUCAGAAUCUGAACAAUCAGAUGUUGAAGAACAUAGAAAAUCAGGAGUUUUAGGUUCCAUUGUUUCGAAAGUUUCAGAUGUUUUAACUAGCAAAUCUAAAAAGAAAAAGAAGAAAAGUAAAGAUAACGCAAAAGAUGAAGAGCCACAAAAUAUAAAUAAAGAAACUCCAGCUGAAAAAGUAAGUGAAGAUGUUGCGUCACCUAAACAAGAUGUACAAAUUAUAUAUUCCACAACUGGAGAAGAAGUUAAAGCCACAGUUAGUGUAUCAAAUCAAGAAGCCGUUUCUGAAGAAUUAUCUGUUAAGGUAGAAGAAGAAAUUAUAGAUGCAAUGAAAGAUUUACAAGACGAUAUCCCUGCUGAAAAACAAGAACUUGAUGAUUUUGUAAUUGUCGAAAAUGUUCUCGACGAAAUCGUUACCGAAAACGUUGUAAACAAUCUUCGCGAAAACUUAGCUUUAGAUGGUCCAUUCUGGUUAACAAGACCCCGAUACGAAGAAGCUGAAGAACUCUGGACAAUUUAUAUACAAAGCACCUAUGAGACUCCAAUAAUCAUAGAAGAACUAAAAAAGAAAGAUGACACACCAGACAACGACAGAGAUGGUGAUUCAGGUCAUUCAAGUGGACCCGAUUCACCAUCAAGCGAAAAGAAAAAUUUCGGUAGUGAUCACUUUAACACUUCAUACGCCAGCGCAGACUUACCAGGAGGAAUUUGUAGAUGGAACGAUCAAAGUACUUAUUUGUCUUCAGAAGAAGUCGUUAACAAUGUUAUCAACAACGAUGUGGUCGAUAAUGUGACAUUAGACUAUAACACUGACACAAAACUUUUAACCGAACUCGUAAACCUUAAUUUAAGUAUACCCCAACAAUACAUCACUUCCAAUCUACACCAUCAACAGUCCAUAGGGCCUAAAAUGCAGCAAUCAACGAGUGUAGGUGUCGUUGGAAGUGAAGGAUUGGACAACAUCGAUAACAACCAAAUAACGAAGGCUCUUAAAGAAGAAGUACAUCAAAUGAAAGAAAAAAUUCAAGGAGUCGAACAAAAUAUUGCAAGAAUUCCAAUUACUGGGUACAAAGAAGUUUUGUCAGCACUGGAGGGUAUUAAAAGUGAUUUGAGAAGAUAUGCCACCGAUGCCAUUCGAUUGGAGCAGAUAGUCAUGGACCUGCCAUCGGAUGCAGAUAGUCAAAAUUUGGCUCUCCAUUUAGCGGGGAUUCGAACAAGAAUUGCAACGCUUUUAUCAAAAGCCGAAAAUGGAACGGUUGCUGUUUCGAGCGCACAAGCGCUGCAAGAAGAACGCCAACGGGAAUUACUUCAAUAUCAAGUAUUUCUUACCGACAUCGAAUUAUGGCUAAAAUCUAUGCAAGAUACUCUAGCCCAAAAAAUUAACUUCAAAACAGAAGAAGAAGUGGAAAAAGACAUUAAUUUACACGAAAAUUUAAGUUCCGAAUUACAGCAGAAGAAGUCGGAAUUGCUUAAAUUAACCCAGUUAUGUGAGGAUUUUAAGAAAUAUCCUGAUUUAGAAACGUUCGCAACGUCUUUAGUAGAACAACUAGGUCAUUUGAGAAUUGUCUUUGAAGGACACGAAGAAAAUUUAAACAGAAAAAUCAAUCAAUUAAAAGAUGCUUUAAAGAAACUUAAAGAAGACAACCUUAAAGGUAAAAGCAUCCAAACCCAAACUGGUCGCAGCUUAGAUUCACCACAUGGAGAAUUAAUUUUAAAGGAUAUUGAAAUUCAAGCACACACAUCACAAACUACAUCCCAUACAGAUACGCCACUCGCAAAAGAAACCAUCCUCAUCCAUAAAACCACAUCUAAAGAUGGCGAAACUAUUAAGAUAUCAACAAAACCGUUCCUGGAGAAACAACCGAUCGUAGAAGAACCAGAUGAUUUACUUGUAACUGCUGAUUAUUCCAGCCACCAAGCGGAAUCAUCCGGAAAAUUGGAAAUCUCUCACUCAGAUAAUCAACCGUUUGAAACUGUUAUGGUAGAACCAGAUGAAACCACAACGGAAGUAAUCGUUGAUUCUGAUGGAACGAAAAGAAUUAUUGUCAAAAAAUUACAUCGCACGUUAGUUCAACGUCAACAAACCGUCCAAAGGGAACAAAUUACUCACCUAGGAACAAUCACCCAAGGAAAUAUUCCAAUAAGUCAAUCAUUUUCUCAAGUAACACUUCAAGGCCAACAAAGUAGUACAACAGUUCAACAUGGAUCAAAACCAGCUGAGACAAUAUCAUCAGAAUCCCUUAAAGGAAAUAUUAUAUCUUCUACACCUUCCGGUGACGUUCAAAUGCAUUCUUUUGAAUCAGAACCGAAAAUAACUUAUUCCAAAGAGCUUAAACCUGAUGAAGUUGAAGUACAUGGCGUUAAAUUACAUGAAGGUGAUGUUGCGUUCUUAGAAGAUGGCAAAACGUUUGUACCAACUGAAUCUGUUCAUACGAUUGAAGGUGAUGAAAUCCACACAUCUGGUUCAUCGGUUAGAGCUGUGGUCCAACAAGUCACCAGAAGAAUAAUAAGAAAAACGCGCAGGAUUAUUAGAAAAGUAGUUAUUGUUGAUGGUAAAGAACAAGUAACCGAAGAAGUUAUUGAAGAACCUGAGGAAAUUGAAGUUACCGAAGAAGGAAUACCUAGAGUUAGCAUAAGUGUCUCACAAACAGAAAAUGGUGUUGUAAGAGAGCAACAAUUUGGUGAACCAAUUUCUGAAGAACAAUUACAACAAAUGAUGACUGACCAACAAUCUGUUAUAAUCGAAGGGCAACAAUCAUUUAUAACUGAACCGCGUCCAAUUGUUGCAGAAGCUGAAGAUAUUAAUAAACAAGUUAAAGAAAAACCGAAAGAAUCCGACAUAGAAAUAAAAGAAGUUGAAGAAGUCGCCACCGUUGAAGGUCAGCCGGUUGAGAGGUAUGUCGUAGAAACCACAAUGAGCAUGAGCAGCUUUGCACAAGAACCAGUAGAAAAGCAAUUAACUACUGAUGUAGCUGAAAUUAUUUCAGAAAAACCGAGUACCGCGACAACUACUGUUAAAACAACGGAAACUGGCACAUUAUGCACAUUAGAACCAGCACCUAGCUCAGAAAAACUUGUUGACACAAAAUCAGAAACAUUAACUACUCCGGAUGAAGCUUCAGUUUUAACUGCACAAGAGCAGAAACCUAAAAUCUCCGAAUCAGCAAUGUUCAUAGCACAAGAAAUUGUAGGAAAUCUUGCCGAAUCUUGCGUUGAUGAACAUAAAGCAACAAAAACCGAGGAAGUUGGUCGCAAACAUAAAGAAGACAUAAAAACAUUAGAGGAUAAUAUUACCGUAACCUCUGAAUUCUUAAGAGACAUGCUACAAGAUGAAGAGUUCAAACCUUUACAAGCAACCAAACCAGCGCAAUCUAUAACAAGCAUUGAAAUAGGUUUAUCUCUUCAAGAAAGAGUAAAAGAAAUUCCUCAAACUACAACUAUCCCUGAGAGAGUUAACCAAGCAACGUCUCCAUUGCAAUUUGAAACACCAUCUCCUGAGAAACCAGUAAUUGAUGAAAACUUAAUUAUUUCUGAUCACCCUGUUGAAGCUUCUGUAGAAGCACCUGUGCCGGAAGAAUAUGAAAAAGUUGGAGUUUCCGUCGUUGAUGAAGCAUCUUUAGAAGAAGAAAAAGUGGGUAGCUCUACUUCAAUUAAUCUUGAGCAACAAGUAAGUGUAGCCGAGGAAGCAAUAAGCCUUGAUGAAUCAUUACAAGUUGAAGAAAAUAAAGAAGAUAUCCAAGUGGAAGAAAAAUCGAUUGAAGAAAGUGAAGAAAUUAAAACGCAAGAAACUACCGAAAAAGAUGGUAGCAUUAAAUCUCAAAGUGAUGAUCUUCACGAAGAAACUUAUGAAUCACACACACCUGAAGCUUCUCGGGGUGAAAAGUACGAAGAUGUGUCUUCGAAAGUUUCAGGAAACGUGAGUUCAAAAUCUACUGUACAAUCUGAAGUUUCCUCGCCCAUAGUUCCAAAAACUCAAAGCAGUCACGAUUCAACUCCCACCGAUGUUGAUCACGGAGGGCGAAGUAGUAAGAAGAAAAAGAAAAAAGAAAAACAUCUCUCUGUUCAUGAAUCAUCCUCAAUAAAAGACGCUACAAUCGACGAUUCAGUUAUGGCAUCAACUGAUAUCGCACUUCCAGAAGACUCCCAGUCAUCUUCUGACACAACGAAACCUAUGAUUGAAACCUUUGAAGCUGUUACGCUAUCAGAAGGUGACUUAUCAGGCAAAGAAACCGGAUACGAAGCAGAUAAAACUACAGUCGACGAAUCAUUGGCCGAUGAUGACACUGAAAAGAAGAAACGUAGAAAGAAAAAGAAGAAAGUUAAAGUUAAAACAAAAGAGGAAGAAGAGUUUACUCCAAAAUCAGUUUAUACAUCAUCAGCUAUUGGCGAAUCUCCACAAUUUAGCGAUGAGGAGCAACCACCAGUAGUUACUUCUAUAGCGGAAAAAUCCGCAGAAACCAAGAAAAGUAAAAAACGAAAGAAGACGAAGAAAGAUGAGUUGGAAGAAAUUUCUACUGAACCACCAGAAGUUCCAACUGAUGAUAAACCUAUUACAGACUCGGAUUAUGAUCUCAAACAAGAACAUUAUGAAGAAGUCUCAACUGCAUCGGGAACAUAUAUAUCAAUGUCAACUAUUUCGGAACCAGGUACAGUUAAAAUCGUUGAAGAAAAAGUAAUAAUCAGUCCACAAAGCCAAUGUGAAGACGAAGUAGUCAAUAAAAUCGUAACUACAAUUCCUGUUAUUGAAACUGUUAUUACACAAGAAUCGGUUGCGCAAACAUCUCCUGAAGUAUCAGAAAGUCAACAGUUCAUCGAACAAGAAAAAUCUUAUUCAGAAUUAGAAAUACAAACUUCACCCGAGCUCGUUACAGAAACUGUAGAAUAUGGCACUCAAUCCGAAACAGAACUGAAACCAGAAAUAGCAGAGAGAUCAUCUCAAGUGGAUAUUGCCGUAGCUGAGAACAUAACUCAAACUUCAACACCAGAAAAAAUUGAAUUAAUUACCUCAGAAAUGUCAAUACAAACAGUAAUUGCACAAGAAAUGCAAGGAAGUACACAAACCAGCACACCAGAGGAUUUACAUAGAGCCGAUUCGGCCAUGCAAACCUUCACCACUACUGAAGAACAAUUUGCCCAAACCAUUUCACCUGAAGUCGUUGAAGUACAAAAAGUUGAAGUUUACUCCCAAGCUUAUCCUUAUGAUAUUCAAUCUCCUCGAGAAGAAUCCAUUCAAACAACUCCUAUUCCUGAUGUUACUGAUAUUACAACUCAAACUUCUUUACCUUACUUUACUCCUGAAGCUGUAGUAACAGUGAAAGAAGCGGUUUCAGAAAUCGCAAAAGAAAUAAAAGAAGAGGUUGUACCCAUUGGUGAUCAAGUUACUUUAGAAGCAGAACCUAAAGAAAAAGAUGAAGGUGAAAAACCUAUUGAGGCGCAAAAACCAGUUGAUGAAGAAAUCAAAGAAGAAAAGUUAAUUGAAAAAGAUCUUGAUGUUGUAAAAGAGGAUGUGAUUAAAAUUGAAGAAUCACAAAUCGAAGAUGUUCCUAAACCGGAAAUUGUAAAAGAUAUGAAAAAAAUAAUCGAAGAAACAAUUAAAAUCGAAGAAAAACUAAGUGAAGAGAAAAAAGAAAUUGUAAGAGAACCGGAAAUCGAGGAAAUUGAAAUUAAGGAACCAUUUGUUAUAAAAGAAAGUCCACCGAAAUCUUUAUCUCCUGUUAUUGUAACCCCAGAAAAAGAUUUGAAAGAUAUUACUCAACAAUUAAUUGAAAUGGAAAAGGUAACAUCGCCAAUUCCGAUUGAUGUUGGACAGGAAGAGGUGACAUCACCUGUUUCAAUUGACCAAGAGGACAAAGUUCCUUCGCCAAUUCCAGUUGAAGCUGUAGAGGAAAAAGUAACUCCACCAAUUUCAAUAGAAGCCAUAGAAGAAAAAGUAACCUCACCUAUUUUACUUGAAACAGUGGAGGAAAAGGUUAUUUCACCUGUUCCAAUUGAAAUCGUAGAAGAAAAGGUAACUUCACCUAUUUCAGCAGAAGUCGUACAGGAAAAGGUGACUCCUCCUGUUCCUAUUGAAAUACAAAAGCAAGAAACACCAAAACAAAAACUUGAAGAACCCGAACUAAAAAUAGGCGGUGUUAUUGAUAAAGUGGAAGAAAUUACACCAAUUCAUCCACAAGUUUCUACAGAACCUGUUGAAAAACAUGAAUUUGUUGAAACCUCAUCUCAAACAAAAUCUGUUGUUAUAAAAGACACGCCUAUAACAAGUCCGGAUGAACAAGAGUAUGAAAUGAAAAUUAAGACUACAAUAAUAGUAGACGACCGCUCAUCUUCAGAUUUAUCUGAAGAACAUCACAUCCAAGUUCAAAUAAAAGAAGGUAGAGAAGGAUCAGGUACAAGCGAUUCAGAAAAUGUUAAAGUUACAAUAGAUGGAGUUCCUAUUGAUGACGCCGAUAAAAAACCGAAGAAAAAGCCAAGAAAAGGCAAGAAGAGUAAAAAAGAAAUACCUGUUGAGAAAGAUUUCUUUUCUUCGUUUACGAAGAGAGAUGACGAAGACGUUGGUAAAAAAGAAUUGUAUUCAGAUAUUACUAAAAAGUCACCACGGGAUGACUCACCAGAUUAUGAACCUGCUUCAAUAGUUGUUUCUAAAAUUAUUACUGACAUACAUAAAGAUCAAAUACUCAAACCGAGAAAAACCGAUGUGGCGCAUCCUGAAACAGUUCGUCCAUCAAGUUCGCAAAUGGUACCACCAACAGAAUCAGUUAUGCAAGGUUUCUUAACGGAAGAAAGAUUAUCUUCCGGAGAUUAUACUUUGAUUCAAGCAAGCGAUUCUUCUACAAGCUCCCACGGCGAGAUGUCUUAUGCUGAAAGUAGCGAUGCAUCUCCAUCUGCGCCUCCUGAAGAAGUGGAUUCCUCAUCACUUUUAAUUGAACCAUCAAAAGAUACAUCUGAAAGUAGUAUGAUACAUGACGUCGAAAUAAAACCAGAAGUACAAAAAGAUAUCGUUGUUAAGACUGAAAUCGCACCAAUUAAAGAGGCGCUUCCAGCAAAAUCGAAGGGUUCAACGGAAGAAAAUGUUUUAAUUCCAGAAAAAGGAAUUGCUGAUGAAACACACCUAAAGAAAUUAAAAGAACAAGUUAAAGAAAUAUCUAAAGAACCUGUUCCAAUUAAAGAAGAAGUGAUUGUCAAGUCAGAAGUAUUCCAACAAACACCUACAGCAACAAAAGAACAAGAAUUAUUCGAACCUGUAAUUGAAGAUAAACUUCAAAUUAAAAUCGAAAAAAUUGAUCCAAACGUAGCUCUAAUAACCAGUGAGAAAGAAGCUACGGAACAACCUCAUUUGCCUCAAAAGAAACCUAAAGCUGUGAAACAAAAACCGAAAGGUAAACACCCAUCAGUUACUAUAGAAGAGGUAAUUUCAACACCAGUUACUGAUACUCCAAUAACUCCGGGUACAGAUAUUUCAAUUUCACCUCCAGAAUUAAUUUAUACUCAAGUAUCCACGGUUUGGGAUAAACCAGCGGCAAUAGCCGAACAAUCGGAAGUUUCAGAACAACAUGUUCCAAUUCAAGAAGUAAACAUUAAGUGGAACCAAGCUCAAGCUAUGGAGAGGGUUAAGAAUUUGCAAAACGCGCAAAAGACGACUCAUUUAAGUAAUAUUUUAUAUUUGGCGACGUUAAGCGAAGUAAUCACCGAUGAAACCAUCGAAGAGAGAAAUAGUAAUAUUACCGAGAAUUUGGAUCAAUUACGAAACGCAGUUACGACAGGUGACGCUGUUAUUGUUCAAAAGAUCGUUGUUACAACUGUAGAAACGAUAACAACUUGGUUAGAAACGAUUGAAUACAGAAUUUAUAUGAAUAGACAACAAACAGGUGACGGGCCGUCUGUUGAAAGAGUUGAAGAACUAAACAAUUUGAAAUCAGAAAUUAAUACGGUCGAAAAUAUUAUUGGUACAUUGAAGAAUGAGUUUGAAAAUGCAAAUAGUAUUUGCGAUGUUGAAGACUCCGAAAGAAUGCAAAGUUAUAUAACAUCUUUAGAAUACCAAGUUAAAGUAAUCGAGGAAGCAACUGAAAAACACGAAAUACUUGCACAACAAGAUUUGAAUAGAUGGCAAGAACUUAUAGAUGGAAUACAAAGUGUUACAAAAACACUUAACGAUGUUAAAAACGAAGUAACUAGAAUGAAAGACUCCGAAUUAGGUCUUCAAAAAAUGUUGGAUCAAUUAGACGACUUUGAUAACGUCAAUAAACACGAAAAUAUUAAGAUUGUUCAUUUACUUUCAAUAGCAAGAGGUUUAAUGCGUGAUUUUCCCAGCAGAGAAAUUCCAUCAGAAGUUUAUUCAUGUUUAGAGUACAGCAAACAAUUAGAACGUUUGAUUCAAUCAGAAAGAGAUCGAGUAAUUGAGUUAAUAACGGUUGCUGAUGAGUACGAUAAAGCUCUAAAUGAUUUCGAACCGAUUAUUGAGCUAGCUGAAGCAAUGGUUGAAAAUCCUGUUUGUGUAAACAGUUUAGAACACCUCGAAGAAGAGAUGCAAAGUCAUCGACAGUUCUUUAGUUACUUAAGUCAUAGCAGAGCGUUGUUGGAAUCAUUAGAAGGAAAUUUAGUGAAAGCAACGAGAGAAUUACAUGCUGAUAGAUAUCUUCAACUCUGCGAAAGAACUAAUAUUAUCUUAGAAAAAGCAUCAGAAAGAUUAAAAGAAAUGUCUUCAGCGGCUACUAAAUGGACUUUACUUGAACAAGGUAUGAAAGAAGAACAAAGGUGGCUACAGGUAGCUCAACAAAGAGUUCCUGAUUUAAGCACCGUCACUUCAGCAGAUUAUGACCAAUAUAUAAAUUUGUAUCAAUCGUUAUCUUUGGAUAUUUCUAAUCAUCACACAAAAUUGGUUUACUUAAACAGCGUAGCUCAUAAAUUACAAGAAAUGAUAACAUGUUCGGCACUUGAUCAUACAUACGUUGAAUCAUUGGAAAUAAUAUUAAAACUACAUGAAGAUGUCAGUACAAAUUUGAAAAGACUUUUAGCGUUCCGAGAAACAUGGUCCACUUACAACAUCUUAACUGAUAAAUUGGAGUAUUGGUUAAGAGAUGCAGAACAAACUUUAGCUAAAGUUGAAUUUCCAAAUAGUUCCUCAGUUCCCGCCCCUGGAUACAUGAGACAAUUUUGGGAAUUAAAAGCUCAAACAGAAGUCCACAACAACAUCAAAAUAGAAACAACAAACGCAUUAGAAAAAUCAUUACAAGUUGUACCAGUUGCGGAUGAAAUGAUGCAAAGAAAAUUCCACGCAGAACUUUUAGACCAAUGGCACAAAUUUUCCGAUAGAAUAAACGCCGUGCAAAACGCUGUAAUUGAAAAUUUAAGCGCACCGGAUAUGCCAAUGAGUCAAAAGUUCACACUUUUAGAACAAGAACUACUCGAAUUAAAAGAAAUUCUAAACAGUCUUCAAGGAAUCAUCAAAACAGAAGAAGAACUAGACUUAUACAUCGAAAGACUUCAAACGAUGUCCAUCAGAGUUGGUACCAUUCAAAAUGAAUUAGGCAAAUUGGGAUUAUUAUCAACCACCGAAUCUGAAAAAGUUGGAAAUCUCUUAAUGUUAUCAAAACAAAUUGAGGUUCAAAUCAAUGAAGAAUUAGAAGGCGGUCAUCUAUUGAAAGAACGUUUACAAGCAAUCCAAAGAGGCAUUGAAAGAGUUAGAAAACAACAUCAGAACUAUUCGGAAACUUUGGAUCAGUGCGAAGGCGCCGAGAAAAUGGGAAGUGAAGCAGUCGAAAAAGCAGCUCAAGAUUGUUACGAAGUCAAUGAAGGUUUAGUGAAUUUAUGGCAAGAUCUAAUGGGAUUAAGACAACUUUUACACACCUUACCAAUGAGAUUAAGAGUAACAGUAUCCCCCAUUAAAGUUGAAAGAGACAUUUCUGAGUUACAAGACACCCACACUGCUUUAGAAAGAAGAUCAAUGAAUUUAUUGUCUUUAUUGAAAAACCGAUUAAGUUUGUGGCAAAGAUUUGAACGACAACUUGAGAUGGUACAACAAAACGUUCAAGAAGCUGAAUUCAUGAUGGAUUUACUUACGGUGCAAGGAAUGGUUGAUUACGAUCGACUUUUAAAAGCGACAGAACGUUUAGAGAACGUCACAGGUGAUAUGGUGAAAAGAGAAGAUCUCAUUGCAGAAUUAAAAGCGCUGGCUGAGCCAUUAACUGAAAGUUGCGCACCGGAAAUAUGCACUCAAGUUGAAGCUGCCGUCGCCGAAGCCGUAACAGCAUGGAACGAAACUUGUUCGAACUUGAAAAAACUUUGCUCCAAGUACCAACACGCAGCGGAAUUAUGGAAACAAUAUCGGGAUACUUCAGAUUUGGUUAAAGAAUGGAUUGAUAAUAAUAUAGAGACUUUGGAUAGUUUGGAUAUUGAUGAAGCAGUUCAAGUCAUUAAUGGUUGUGAAGAAACUUUAGCGGCUCAUACAAAUAAAUUAGCACAACUUCGCGAGUUAGUAGCAAAUAUAGCUUCCGCAGUCGGUUUAGAUGAACACGCUCUUUUCGGCGGCGAAGUUGAAGCGCUAGGAAAACGUCUUCAAGAUGUACGAGAAACCCUCACCACACUAGCUGAAGUGGCAGAAACCAAAGCUAAACUUAAAGUCGACACCAAACAAGAAUUAAGUGAUACUAAAUUAUAUUUAGAAAAAAUACAAAAGAGUUUAGAUACGGUGCAAAAAAGUGCUGAUGCCGGUGAAAAAUUAAAAAUGUUGCGAGAACAUCUUUUAUCAUUAACAAAAACAGAAGGUCAAAUAGAAACGUUGAACGAGAAAACGGUUGAGAUAAGCGAAACCGUGCAAAGUGAAGUUUCCGUGAUUGAAGUCUUGGAACUUUGGCAACAAGUUUUCAGGGAAACCUUCCAACAAUACCACAGAAUAAGCGCGCGAUUAAUAAAAGACGAAGACAGUAUAGCCGCUUUAAAAUUGUGGGAGGAGUAUUUAAUAAACGUACAGCAAUUCUUAAGCGAUUUAAUCCCAUCCGAUUACCACAGUUUAUCCGAACAUUUAAGAUUAUGCGAGGUCCAUCAAAGCUUAUUAGCAUCACAGAUGAAUAUGCUUUCACCUGCCGAACAAACCAAACUGAUCGAAUCCAAAGUUAUGGAACAAUUUAACUCUCUAACAAACCUACACAACGAAACGUUAGCCAAAAUCGUUGACAGAAAUAGUGAAGUUAAAGAUCGGUUAAGUUUAUGGGACAAAUACAGGGAGGACCAAACAAAAAUAUUGGCGUGGUUGAAAGAAAUAGAAACGGAAAGAGAAAGGAUGCAAUUACGAUACGUUCAGUUGAAAAGAGUUCCCAAAGUUUUAGAUAGAAUACAAGGCAUUUUAAAGCGAGUUCCUGAUGGAAAACAACAAAUUUCUAACUUGGAAUCCCAACAAAAACAGUUAUUAGAUUUCUGCGAUGGCGCUCUUGCGAUGUCGAUAAAAAUGGAACACGCUGCAAUUGAACAAAGGAUAUCAAAUUUAGACGCAGCAUUAAAUACGUGGUUAAAUUACCUAAAACGGAUCCAAAAAUCGAAAUUAAAUUACGAUGAAUUAACGACAACCUUAAGAGCGCAAUUUGAAAAUGUACAAGACACGAUAAAAGAAACUGUAAUCGAAAAUAUGUCCAAUCAACAAAUUAGCAACAAAUUAGAAAAUCUCCAGAGAUUAAGGUUUAGGUUAGGCGAUGCUAGAAAAGACUUAGAAAAUUUAUCUGUGAUUCAAGAAGAACUAAAAGAAUGCGUUAGCACGAGAGAUAUUAAAACGAUACGUCAAGAAAUCUGGUUAUUAAAGAACCAACACAACGAUUUAGAACACCAAUUAAAGAGUUUAUGUUAUAAAUUAGAAGAUCGAUUAGGAUUACGAGCCGCCUUUGAAACGAGACAAACCAAAUUCAUCGAAUGGACCGAAAUCAUGGAAUCAAUUCUUCUUCAACAAACUCUACCCAUAAUCCAAGACCCAGAAGAACUCCUUCGAAAAAUAGAAUCUGAGUAUAACUCAGAAAUGUCCUUAAAAGAACAAGAAUAUAAUUGGCUGGUUGAGACGGGCACGACGCUGAUCGAUUCUUGCGGAGACGAAUACAGCGAUGUUGUUGCGAAACAAAACCUCCAAGCUAGAUUAAACCAAGUGAGAAAUCGUUGGGAGUAUUUAGACAACAUCGGAAAAUCGAAAGUGAAUAAAAUUCACGAUAUGUUAAACACCAUGUACAAGUUAGAAGUAAGAAUUAGAGAAAUCCGAGCUUGGUUGAGUCAAAUCGAAGCAAAACUUUCUGUUCCUAUUACGUUUAAAGACACCUCGAAAGAAACCGUUGAUAGCUUAUUAAAAGAACACGACGCUUUACGAAAAUCGAUAGAAAAAGAAAGUGGAAAUGUUGCCGAAGUUCUUAAUCUAUGUACUUUACUCCUAAGCGACACAGAUGUGUGGAAAGCUCAAUACACCAGCGAAUACAUAACAUCUUCAAUGGACAACAUUCAAAGAAGGUGGAAAUUAGUUUGCGCGGCUUCCGCCGAUAGAAAGCGAAAAAUUAAAUUAUGCUGGCAACUCUUACAAGAAAUGCUUAAACAUUCCGAUCAAGAAGAAUGGCUCGACGAGCAACUCCAUCGACUUAACCAAUUAAAUAAAAUCGUAAAUAAAGAUCAAAUACCCGACAUGAUCGGUAAAAUCGAAAAUGUUAACAAAGAAAUUGAAUCGCGCGGACCAAUAUUUGAAAUAAUCGAACAAUCGUACGCUAAAUUAUUACAAACGAGCGAAAUUAAUACCGAUGAUAUCUUGGAAAUAACCAACAAAAUAAAAUUAAUAAUAAUUAAGUGGGAAGCUCUGAAAUCGAAACCGAAUGAAAUGCUUGAAUCGCUACGUCUAGAAAUGAUUAUGUACAAAGAUUUUAUUAAAGCGCAAACAACCGCCUUACUUGGUUUAUCGAAAUUAGACGCUCAAUUAACGGAGCUUCAAGUUGUUCGAAUGGAGAGAAACGAAAAAUCUCCCGAACAAAGUCUAGGCGUUAUUUCAGAAAUAGAUGAAUCUCUUGUCGGUUUAAUACCCGUCCUUGAAGAAGCCGAUAAACUAGGGUUAUUAGUCAUGGAAUCUAGUCAGGAGGCCGAUAUAAAUAAACUACAAGAAAUGAUAGACGAAUACCAAACGCUGUGGAGGUGCACGCAGGAGAAAAUAAGCAAAUUAAAGAUAGAAUACUCACAACGAAAACGAUCGAAAGAAGUUCCAGAAGCAGUUCAGGUGCAAACGUUAAAAUUGGAGCAGAAUACGGCGGUUCAAGUCGACACUUUACCGCAAUUAGCGAGAAUGACCUCGAUCAGUGCUAAAGACGCGUAUUUAUUGGAACUUGGUUCCGCUUUAGACGAAGGUAUGAAAAAUGUAAAUAAACUAAAAGAUCUUAUUACCGUGGACAUUCCUCAACAAUACUCACCGGAAUUAGUAUCGAUGGGCAAGAAAAUUGCUAAACUUAUGGUUGCUUGCCAAUCAUCCAUUGAUCUUGUAAAACACUAUCAGAAUUUGCUCAUCGACGAAUGUAAAUUAUCGAAUGAAGAUGCCCAAACUCAGCAAGUUGACGAAUUAAUUCAAAGAUACAAUAAUCUUAUUGAUAAUGCAGUAAAAAGGGAAGAUGAAAUUCGACAAGUAAGACCAUUAAUCUGUGAUGCAUACGUUUUUUAUUGCAACCAUGAAACUGGAAGGUUAUUAUGCCCGAUUUGCACCGAAAGAAAUUGGAGACAACUAGAAACGGAUCUUUGGCGAUUAGAGAAAUGGUUACAAGCGGCGGAAGUACAACAAAGCACUCAACGGUCGGUUUCAUCUAACACGGAAGUCCUGGAAGAUAUGAUACAAGACCACAAACAAUUUAUCUUGGAAUUGGAAAGUCAUAAAAGCGUUUUGAAAUCUUUAAAUGUCGUUGGUACUCAUCUUUCGGAACAUAGCGAACAAUCGGAUCAGGCGAUUACGUUUAGGGAUAGGUUGGAGGAUGGUAAUCGUAGGUGGGAUGCUAUUUGUAGAUGUGCGGUUUCUUGGGAAAGAAAUUUACAAAAAACAUUAUUAGAGAACCACAAUUUCCAUACGUUAAUCAUCGAUUUAGUACAGUGGUUAUCAAAGAUUGAAAAACGUAUAAAAUCAGCUGAACCGGUUGAUUUAAAUGCACAAGAAGCCGUUUUAGAAGCGAAAUUCCGUAUGUUUAAAGAGGUGAAAUUCGAGAUGGAACAUUGUGAGCCGCGUGUAUUGAGUUUAUAUGAAACUGCUAGGGCUUUAUUCAAACCGAACGAUGUGCCUGAAAAAUUCCAAUACACUUACGCGUCCGUAACCGAUUUAAAAAUGAAGCUACAAUCGUUAAUCAAACUCACCGGGAUUUACUUGUUGAAGUUAGGGGCGGUACUUGGUAAAAGUGACCUCGAUAUCAUCAGACCAGGAUCACCAUCCACUGUACCAUUGACACACGACCUUCAGGACCGACCGAGUACUUCCGAUGGGUCAUCAGGCACGCGAGGCGAUAACAACACUGGUGGCACUGCAGAUGAUAAUACAAGAAAACCAAGUAAAAAACGUUACCGUAUAAUAAAAGCAUCGUUGAUAAUUCAAGCGUUUUUGUUGCUAAUGCUUGGUAUUGCCUCAAUGUAUCCUUACAACGAGGAUGAUGCUGGUUGUUCGUUGGUGAAUAAUAUAGCAAACAGUUUGGCGCCGAUGUUGCGAUAUCCGGAUGGUCCACCGCCUGUGUAAAAAGUUUUCAUAAACAAGAAGCUGAGAAGCAAUUCAUUCCAUUUUUACUACUACGAAUUAAAAAUAUGAUGUUUUAUUCCUAUACGUCGAUGAGCGGAUCCUUUAGAUUAAGCGUUUUUUUCUUUUCCUUUGAUAUAUACCAAUUUUAUGUCACGAUAUACGAAUCGAUUUCUUUUUAUUUUAAUUUUUGACGAAAUAUAUGGUAUAAAUUUAUUAACGUAAUAGAUAGUUUUUUUAUUUGUACUUGUUAUUAAUCUCUUCUUCGGUACGAUAGUUUCUAUUUCGCAUUGUCAGCAACUAUCUUGUCUUGUAUACUUAUUCGAAGACGCGACGCGCACAUAAUUAAUAAAUCAUUAAUACUAACGCUACGAGAAUAUAACAUAACGUUUAAUGAAUAAAGUAUGUAUUGUAUAUACCUACAUAUAAUUCAGACAUGAAGAAAAAAUACAUAAUAUACAUUACUAUAUAUAAAGCGAUAAUUAAUAAAAAAAGGUUUGUGAUGAAAGUUGUACGACGAAAAAAAUAAUAGCCGCGAAAUCAUCGAGGCGUGGAACACUCGUUGGUUUUCGGAUUAACAUGAAAAAAAUAUGUGAUGCUUUUCUGAUUUUAAUUGUAAAGAAAUAUCGUGUUUAGUAACUCUCCAUAUUAAAUGAGAUAUUUUUUUUGGAUUAAAAUCAUUGGCAGUUUUUACGAAUGGUUGCCUUAAAAAAUAUUUUUAUUAUUUCUUAACUCGUUUUUUUAGUCAUUAAAUAUAUAAAUUAACCAACAAAAAAUUGUUCGUAACUCUUUUACAUUAAACAUACAAUAUUAUCUUUAAUAACUAUGUUUUUGUUGUGCAUAGGUAGUGGUUUUCACUCCCCAAUUGACUGAGUUUUUAAAGAGAUAGGAACAAUUUUUAUUUACAAAAAAACUAUAUACUAAUUUAUAUCCUAUGGUCAAGGUGCUAUAUUUUUGUUAAAUAGUAUUUAUAACUGUAUUCCAUUAUGAAUUACUAUUAUUAUCCUUGCUUAUGAAACCACAUUUAUAAAGUAUGGAUUGUUUUUCUUUUCUGUUUUCAUUUUGCUAAACAUUUAAAAAUCUAUAAUGAAUGUCCAUGUUCCUGUAUGAGCACGUGGAUAGUAUAUUAAUUUAAUAAAAACCGUUUUAUCAAA
Messenger RNA from Onthophagus taurus, 52816 nucleotides. It is a transcript of the gene Msp300, whose product is annotated as Muscle-specific protein 300 kDa. Lineage: Eukaryota; Metazoa; Arthropoda; Insecta; Coleoptera; Scarabaeidae. Gene Ontology annotation, cellular component: nuclear outer membrane; cytoplasm; meiotic nuclear membrane microtubule tethering complex. Gene Ontology annotation, biological process: negative regulation of cell population proliferation; nuclear migration. Gene Ontology annotation, molecular function: actin filament binding. The record is from RefSeq and is a predicted model, not a curated record.